This is a messenger RNA of Xyrichtys novacula (pearly razorfish), 46430 nucleotides long. The record is from the annotation of a GenBank genome assembly. Lineage: Eukaryota; Metazoa; Chordata; Actinopteri; Labriformes; Labridae.
AGUGUGUGUUUCACUAUGGCGAAGGAAUAAACAAACAGAGCGCAAUGGGUAGGAAAGCAGCAGUAACGGUGAACACAUCUCUCCGUUAGUGACUAACACCAGUUACAAAAUAGUCCAGUGACUGGUGUGAGGCUUCAGCAGGGUGUGCACUCGGUUUCUUUUUAUUUGUGUGUAUGUGGUCGAGACACGGAUGCUGUCAGUGCGAAUAGCGAUGAAAAGAGCGAAAAUAGUUUGUACCUUGAACGUCUCAGCUGAAGCAGCAGCAGCAGCAGCACCCGGUGAUACAGGCUACAACCGUUACUGGACUCCGGACCUUUUCCUCCUUCUAACGGCUGAGACAUGGACAGCGGAGAGACACUGAAUUAACCACCGUUAGCUCUUAAUAAAGCGAUUUUCUUUAAUUUAUUCGACUUAAUUUAGCUCUUAUUUUUGUUCUCUCUCUUAAAGUUCAGUUUAGCCGUCGAAAAAAAAUGUUGACAGGAUCCAAAACAACGUUCAAAGUGAGACAAAUGCUCCCAGAUAUCAAGGUAAGUGAGGGUUUAAACCUUGUUGGGCUCGCGGGACGUUAAGUUAGCUAACCGGCGCUAACUAACUAGUUAGCUCUGCUGAGUGAACUUGUUUAAUCCGCCUCAGUGUCGCUUUAUUGUAAGAGAAUGGGCUUUCAUUACUGCAUUUAAAACCACGUAUAAGUAUAACGACUUUCUGUUUUUUAAUUUAUCCACGUCUUGUUUUUUGCACUAAAUAUUUCCACGUUUAAUUCUUAAUUGCAGCCUUUGCUAGUGUCUCAGAUUGGUCAUUUGACUCACCAUGCUUUCAUUCUCUACUUUCAGACUGGCCGUUGUAGGCAGAAUUAGCAUUUAAAUGCCUAAUUCAGGCUGCAUAACUUUACAUUUCAUUUCUUUCUUUUUUUUUUAAGAAUUAGAGUUAAGCAGAUUUUGUCUCACCAGAACUCUUAAUAUGAUAAAACAGCAGGCAGGGCAGGGAGCAGGGGAUGACACUAUGCAGGAAACAGUGGUCAUCAUUCACUGUGCAGAGCUAUAAAUGUACUGUACACACAGGUAGCCUGCAGCCUGCUGGGAUUAAUAUAAACCUAGGGUCACUCCUCAGAUUCCUCCAUAGUGUGUAGAUGUUAUUUCUGUUCAUAACUCAGGAUGGCAGCUGUACAGGCUUCGCAGGACUGCUCUUUCCCCUUUGGGAAAUGCAUAAUUACUGUAAGAGUAGGGUACAUAAUGUCACUGUCUUUGGCUGCAUGCCUUAUUAAAGGCCGGGGAAGUGGUGGUGCAUCUUAAUUACCUCUCAUGGCAGGAGGUUCACCUCUUAUGGGAUCACACACAAAGAGAAGUAGAGCACACGAUCAUCAUCUCCAGAGAACUGUUUGUACGGAACAGUUGUAACUCGUUUCAGCUGCACUUUUUUGCCAAAGGUUUACGAUGCAUCUGUGAAAAGCUGAAUGUGAAAUCAUUGUGCUGUGGUAUUUCGAUGAUCAGAAGAUACUGUCCCAGUUAAGGGGCGCCUCAGAGGUUUGAAAGAGUCAUUAGUUUGAUAGACAGCACAAAGAAACAUGUACACACACUGUAUGAAUAUCUGUAGUGUGCUGGUUUCUUUCUUCCUGGCUCCAUCUUUGUAUUGCCUGGCUUUUUGUCUCCCCCUGGUUAUUUUCAGCAGCCGCAGGGGAAAACGGUAACAGAUGCCUCUUUACUCUGCCCUCAGGCAAGGCUUGCAUGUGGAGUGGGGGUGAUGUUCUCUGCACAACAUCUGGCUGUCACCAUGGAGACAGCAUUUGGGAGGUAGAGGGGUUUUUGAAUUUGAUUACCUUUGAAAGGGACGCACAGAAAUCAUCACAACCCCCCACACUAAAGGAAUCUGAUGUGUCCGAGUGGGGAAUGUGGCUGAGCCUAAGAUAUGGUGAUGUGAUGGAGUAGGCUGUGCAGAUUAUAUGCACAGGCCACCCACACACUCUUGUGGGUUUCACUUCCAUGAGCAUGUGUUGAGACUGCUCUGGAAGGCUGAAUCCAACGCUGGGCUCAUCUUUUACCAGAUGGCUUUGCAGUUUGCUCGCUCUGAUAAAUAUACACGUCUUUAAUCAUGGAAUUUACUCAUGCUAGUGUGGCUGAAAAAUGUAUGACACGAGAGCUGUUGAGAAUAAUUAUUUUGGAGAUACUCCAGUGCUGGUUUUUGUCAUCCUGAUCUGGAUUUUGACUGUUCAAGACCAGUGUAAUCAUAUUGAUAAAGCUGCAGACCAGUCAACCUUUAUGGAUGUGACUGUUAGUCUGGGCUCAGGUAAAACACAACAGUAGGGAUGUGCGUGUUAGUCACCUGAAAAAUUAAUCGUUCUCACCUUUGCAAGUCGGCGCCAUAAUUAGUGGGUAAAUAAAUGAGUAAUGCUUUCAUCACUAUAGACCUGAAAUGCUGGUUAUUUGUUGUCUUUGAGCGGUAACAAAGCCAUCCACCUCUUGCUAGGGCAGGAGUUUGGCUAAAUGGUAUGCCACAAUGCUCUGAUGUUCAGCUACCAGGAUGUAAACAAGUGGAGAUGACAGAGGGCAGUAUUUGGAUCUAGAAAAUGAAGAUAAAGUUGUGUUUGAACCCUAAACAUGACAGCUUAACUGCAGCAAUGUGUUAUCUUCACAGGUGUGUAGAUGCUAACCUGUAAAGAGGACCAAAGGCUGGUGGUAUUAGCUCUACCAACAUUAGCCAUUGUUUUACCAUAUAUUGACAAAUUGAUUAGUUGUACUUUCUAUCAGAACUCAUCAGCUGAAUGCUCUCACUAUUGUAGCGAAAGAAAACACGCCGAUCCGGGUCCAAUACUUUUGCCUUCAACUGAAAAGGUGAUAUGAUGAAAUGAGGUUAAAACAGGAUGAAUGAGUGAAAAAUAAUGAGAAACGGUCAGAAACAGUCAACAGAAUAUUAACAGUGCUUGCCAAACCCGUUGUCUGACUACACCUGUGUGAUUUAAAUAACCUGCCAAACAUCCCAAAACCACACCCCUCAGUGACGAUCCCGGAUGUGACGUACCUUCAGAAAUAAAACUUUCAACAAAUAUAUUUUGGCUCUUACAACUAUGGAUGUUUACAGUCGGGUAUUAAGUAAGUGAUUGUAAAAAAUAAUAAAUCUGACACAGUUUCCUUUAGAUUUUCUGUCAGGUAGGGGUUAACAGCGAGUGCUUUUGGUGUUUUAAGUUUAAAGCAUGAUCUAAUCCGAACCUACCGGCUGAAGGUGUUGCACUCAGCUGAGGAAUGCAGCCUCGCACCACGUCCCCACAAUGGCUCUUCUAUUUGUGGAGCCGUAGAUGACCGCUCCUGCCUCUGACGACAUGGACGUUAAGACAUAGGAUGAGAACUUUUAACGGGACUUCUGGAUUCAGCGCUCAAGGACGAGUGAAAGUAAAUGCAGAGAGGUUGAAGCUGGCACACCUGUGUCUCUGCAUACCAGCAACACCGGUGCCUCCUAAGAGUGUUUUCUGCUCCUGAACUGAUUGUUACUCAGUUGUGCUACCGACUAACACUCAUGCUUUUAAUAAUCAUGCUUGUUUUUCUCAGUGAGUGAGAACGAGUGAGCAAAAAAUGGAACUUGUGAAUCUGUAAUGUUUCACUUCUCUUGUUGCUGCAAAUCCAGAGUCGUUGGAGCCUCGCUCUUUAUGUUUACAGAGAUUAUUUGUGUAAAUCUGCUCCGUAAGUAGAUAUUAAGGCUGUUAAAAGAUUUGUGCACCUCUUUAUGUCCUGUAGCUUGUAAUAGGGAAAACUGAUUGUUGACAUUUACAAAGAUGAGUCUUGAGAAUACUUAGAAGUUAUAACCCUUGUUUUCAUCAGAUUUAAUAGCUCUGACUGAAUGUUUUGGUGAAAGGGGAGACCUUCUCUAAUUAUUUUGUUCCCGUGAAGAAUCUUGUGCACAAUGAAAACUAAAGGAAUCCCAACUUGUAACAGAGGGAGCACCAAAAUAAGGCAUUUUUAAUGUUUACUGCUUUUGUCCUUUUAUUCAGUUUUGCUCUGAUUUGCCGUACCUUUGCAAGCACGGCACAGAUGUUGUUUGCUGUUGUUGCUGCAUAGUGAUUACCUGCAAUCAGUUCCACAUUGCUGCUCUAAAGCAGCAGUUGCAGGUGGCAGCUAUAAUAAAACCUCAGCAGGGAAGAUUUGAAUUGCCUCUUGUUGCAAAAUGAUGUAACUUGCUGUGUAGACACCGUGUAGCAACAAGUAACAAGUUGAUUUUCUCAGGGAGGCAAUUACAGUAGUGUAGCAUUAACCAAGAGUCUAUACUGAAUCAGAUUUUUGUGUAAUCUAAAAUAUUUUGCAUAUCUGCAUCAAACAACUCUACAAUUGUAGAAGCAUUUUGUAAGUUGUUUUUCACAAAUGUCUGAAAAAGUCAUCUUCGAGUUGAUUUUUAGUAUGAUCAGUUGCUCCAAAUCUAAAGAGAUGUAAUUUACAGUCACAUUAAAUUAUGAAAAGCAGCAAAUCCUCAAAAUCAAAGAGCUUAAACCAGGAACUGUUUGACAUUUUUUUCUGAAAAAUGUCGCCCAAGGGAUAUCACGAAAACAAGAGCAGAACAAGCUACAUAAGGAUGCUUCAGCUCGCUUCUUACUCAGUCUUACUCGGGCUUAUUUUGGCUGCGCCUAUCCCCUGGAGUUCACUCUAUCUGCAUCUCCCAGCCAGCUUUGAAGCAGUCAGCAUGAAAGGCACACAGCACAAAGCUCCACAGAAGCAAAAAAUGCCAGAGGAGGUUUCAUCUGAGCUCUAUUCAGAGGGACUGUAGAUCCAAGCCUGAUAGGGGUGGGCCAAAGCAGUACAGUCCCCCACACCCGCUCCCAUAGGACCCAGACGUCACAUUCACUGCCAGCACUUGAGCUGCUGAGGCUUCUGCUGCUUAAACAGAGACAACAAUGGGCUCCUCUUCAGUCCAGUGCAGAUUUAUGGUUGCCUCAGAGGGUGUAUUGAUCUGACAUUGAGUGAUAAUUAACCAGCAGCGCCACUGUUCACAUGUGUGAAAGGCCUUCGUUUUGGAGCCGUUUGUCUGCUCUGUGGGUGUGGAAUGGCUCUGAUAGUCUCACUCCAGGGACCCGAGCUGUCGUAGUGGAGUGGACUGUCAAAAUAACAUUUCACGCAGGAGACGAUUACACUCGGAGCUACUGGAAAUGUUCCAUGUCCAGCAGUAGAUUUCCACUUAAGCCGUUUAGCUGACACUUUUAUCUGCAAUGAUGUACUAUUAGCGAGAAUGUAAGGGGGUUUAGAGAUGUAAGUGUUCCCCAGAGACUAAGAGGAAGAAACGCUGUUGUUGGUGGACACACCGCCUGUUGUAGGAGUCAGACAUGUGAUCUUGAGUCACAGGGUGAUCUGUCUAACCACAAGGCAACCCUCCUUCCCUGUGGAAGAAGAAUUAGAUAUGUCAGGACUCCUUUGACAGGCAGGAUAGUGACUGAUGACAGCUAGUUGUCAAAUCAGUCAGUGUCUGACAUGUGAAUGUAGGUUAUAGGAGCAGACCAGUGAGCUGCUCUGACUGGUACUCUAUCAGUUUGUUUUAUACUCGAGACAGACCAACCCUUUGGUCCAAACUGUACCAUCUUUUUACAUUUCUCCUGUACACUCUUAAUAUGCCAUUAAAAAAAAUCUGGAUUCAUGUUAUUUUCAAUCCAAAUGCAAUUGAUCAAUCAAUCAGUCUUUAUUAAUAUAGCACGUUUCAUACACGACCACGUAGAAAAAAGUGCUUUACACAGAAAAAGGAAUAAAAGUAACAAAGAAUACCCAAAUCUACUCCAACCCAGGUAUAAAAGUAAUGAAGAAUACACAGAUCUACCCCAGCCCAACCCCUCAUUCCCACCCCACGAUCUAAAUGCGACAGAAACAGUAUUAAAAUGCAUAAACUUUAAAAGUGCUUGAUUAUGUGGAAACAGGAAUGUACGCAUUGAGGAAACGCCAUUUUACAACUCAAGAUAAGGAAACACUGGAGGAUGAGGUUAAAAUCUAAAAACAAAGUAACAUAGAAUGAAAUUUUAGAAAUAAUAAAUAAAAUGAAUUAAAAACAACAGUAAAAGAUACUAAAGCACCAAAAAAGCUCAAUAAAAGACGAUCCUGUCAUUGAAACUAGAAAGAGAUAAAUGCUGAAACACUUCAACAAAGUCAAUGAUAUAAAAUUUGGUUUAAAGCAAGACUAAACAGGUACGUUUUCAGUUUGCUUUUAACUUAAGUUCUUAUGGUUUAAUAGUGAUAUAAGUUGAGAGUUUGCUCAACUCUUAAGUGGCACAAGCAGCAAAAGAAGAAGAGAUGAAAGAGAGAAAAAGAUGAAGUGUUUAGAGGAAGGGUUUGAAGAUGAGGUGAUUGAAAUAUGAAAGUCUGACUGUGUGGGUGGAGCUUUAGACUGUUUUGUUGCUACAUUUUAUUUAUCUACACAUGCCACAUUAAGCAGAGGAAGUACGGGUGUGAAAUGUCAGUAUUUGUCUGAUAUCUGAUACUUGGAUCAGAUUUGAGCACCCCAGGUUUAAGGCAGACUUACAGAGUAAGAGGGAAACCUGCAGUGUUCCUUAUAGACACGUCAGAACUGUGACGAUACCAUGAUGCGUAAAAUGCGAACAGAUAUUGAGAGCGUUACAAAGUCGUCUUGUCAUGUCUACUUGCUUUGUCCUCCUUAUAUCUACAAUUAUCAGAAUCCACAAAAGGAGGAGAGCUGCUCUUGUAUCCCCCGAGGUCUUCAUUAACCACCGUUUUAUUCAUCCUCUCCUUGUUAUCAUACUUGCUACGCUAACCUCGCUCUCUAACCUACAUUUAAACCAAACAGACUAAACAGCUGACGGGCUAGCUGCGGCUCUAUCUGAUUCACCAAAUGCUUUGAAAGACAGGUCCAUAUGUUUCCUACAGUAUUUCUCUGUGUGUUUUUGGCACAUGUUCAUGCCGCAAUGAAGAUGAAAAAAAAACAAACAGGGAUUUAUUCUGCAGGCCUGAUCCUACGCUGAGUCAUCAAACAUCUGUUUAGCUUUCUGUCAGCGCUCGGCAAUCGAAGCGAUAAGAGGAAGGAAUAAAGUGGAUGCAAAUAUGUGAUGAGACAAUCACAUGCAAAUCAUUCAGCAGCAGGGAUACUAUUAAGAGAGCCAGUAAUCGUGUUGUGCAUCUAGACGUCUGAAUUGAUGGUGUGGUAAUGAAGGACUGAUGAGAAAACAGGCGCUGCUGUAAAUAUUACUUUAGGUUUCAGAUACAAUAUUGUAGUAGGGAGAGAGGUUCUAAUUGCUGCAGGCUUUCGCAGAGAAACGGGGUUAAAAGCGGGAUCUCUACUACAGUGUGAUGCAGAACUUCUCCCAUUAAAUAUUUACCAUCUGAAUUCCCAGCUCAUGAAAGAUUAAUUCAUUAUUUUAUACGUCGGAAUCUGUUUCUGUCUCUUCCCCCACAUAUAAAAAGCAAAAAUGCAACCUUGGCUAAGUCAUGUUUCUCUAUAUACCAGAAAAAGCAGUUUGUUUUUCUUUUCAUUCUUUCAUUCUACUGUGGGCUGCUCAUUAUAUUCAAGGCAGGUUUUUACCCUUUGGCUUUGCCCUUGGGGGGUUUUGCUGUCAGUGCAUCAGUAUAUUUCAUUUCAGCUCUUCUGUUCCAGUAAAAGGAAAUACAGAUUACAGCAGGUCUGUUUAAAAGGAAGGACAAGAAUUUUCAAAGGCAGGCAAAGUGAUGGGAAAAGAGUUCUCAGGCCAUUUUGAUCGAUUUUUGGGUAACGCUUUCUUUUACAGUACACUUAUUACCAGGUAAUUAACAGGUAAUUACCUAGUAACAACAUGAAAUUAUCUGGUAAUUACAAGUUAACUACUAAAUCAAUACUGUCUAGUUUUUCUUUUUUUUCUUUUUUCUGUGCAGCUCCAUUUUCAAAAGCUAUUUGGGGUUCUUAUUUUCUAUGAUUGACACUUGAUACAGCAUAUGGGUGUGUGAAGAUUGCGUAGCGAUACGCUGUUUGAGCCGAGCAUUAUCACAGCGGCUCACCCCCCGAAUGCGUACAAUGCUUCUGCGCAAGAGGUGGAUCCUGGAAGUGGAGAAAAUCCUGAAAAUACCAGAGCAAUUCAGCUUUAAAUUUGUAUGAUGAUGGAAGGUUACCUACCUGAUAGCUAGACAGUAUUGACUUAGUAGUUAUCAUGUAAUUACCAGAUAAUUUCAUGUUGUUACUAGGUAAUUACCUGUUAAUUGGCUGGUAAUAAGUGUACCGUAAAAGAAAGGGUUACAGAUUUUUGUAGAUAAAAAUAAUGUUAUUGUGAAUGGAGUUUAAAAAAAAAAACAAAGUUCAGAGUGAGCUGUAUUUAGAACGACCUCAUGGCGUUAUUUUCCUCCUCCUAAGCCAGUUCACAAUGCCAUAGGACUGUUCCCAUUCAUGUGAGGAAAUGAAUAAGCACAAUACAAACGAACUGGUUGUGACCCUUACAGUGCAGUGGCUGAAAGCUAAUGUGUAUUUUACAGGCCAAAAGGGGAGCGUCUGGCAAGAAGUACUCUCAUAACAGACCUUAAAUUGUCCAUAAUAACUAUUAUAAGAUUUCACGUUUGUAGAUCGGGAAUGUUUUUUUUCUUCAUUGUCCCUCCAAAAUAUCCAUUCGCUCUCUUCCCUUGCGAGGUUUGUCCGUUGUUUAAGAAAAGAGAAACGCGUUCCAGAGCCAGAAACAGGCACGCUUACUGCAGAAGUCUGGCUGCAGUAGCAAAGGAAGCCAUGAGCAAUGGAAACUGCAACAAGCCUUGGCCGCUGUCCCUGAGGAUGAAGUAGAGGGGGGAGCAGAGUAGGGCAAAAGUGGGGCAGAGAGGCAGAGCAAGGGGGGAAGAGGCAAUGAAAGUGGAAGAGGGGGGGAUGCCAAAGCCACAACGCAAAUGAAAAAUGUCUGCUGAAAGCUGGCAUUUGUGAGGAACGGCAUGGGAAUGGCGUUUCUGAGUGAUGCAGGAUUCAGGGAGAGCUGAACCGUUUGUCUUAUCUUUGACGCUUCUAGACUUUGAUUUUAUAAGCUGCUGCUCCUUCACUUUUACUGCAUGAACAAAUUGAAUCUGCAAGGUCACUCCUCUCCUAUCACCUCAUAUAUGUAACUUAGUCUUCAGCUGAAUGCCAGGGGCUCUUCACCUCGUAUAUUGCAGCGUUAUUGAGUUGACCAGCCUCCCGACACCCUGAAGCCUACUUUUUGUCAGUCCUCACAACCUUAAGAGGACAGAUCUAAGACACAACAGCACUUACAGAUAAGAGGAACCAAACUGGAUCUGAGCAGCCUCUGAUGUUCUUAAAGGGAAUAAGGAAUUCAGCUGUGGGUUUUUUUGUGGGUGUUGAUGGAGAGACGGAGCAAAGGCAUGAGACGUUUUAAAGCCUUUCAGGAAAAAUAUGAACAAUGUCCUGGCAGGCCUGAAACAAUAGGUUGUAAAAUUUUUAGUGAACUGCCUUAUCAUCAAAAAACCCCAGCAGUUUUUGCCAACACGAAGCUUUCAGACUUUUGAAAUUGGUUUUCAUUUUGCACGCCACAUCCUAUAAAAUAUUCCUGUAGUUUUACUGCAGAAGCUGGAGCAGGAUGAGAACAUUUUAUAGUGAGAUGUUGCACCCAAGCAAAUGUGCAAAUGGGUCUGUAAUUAAGGCUCACAUUAAUUAAUCCAUGAACCAGACUUAGUUUUAUUUGUGUUACAGGCCGACCCUAUUUUAAUGAAUGUGAGAAUUUGUACUUUUAGGUAAAUCCUUACAAACUGUUGUUGCUUAUUUGAAUUAAAAAUGUGUAAGUAAAGGGUUAUUUCACAGUUAGAGAAGAUUUGAUCUGGGAAUGCACUAGUUUAUCAUCGUGAUAUUGGUAUCAGCCAUACCUGCCAACACUCCCGUUUUUCCCAGGACUCUCCCAUAUUUCAGACCUAAUAUCUCCCGAUAUUGUCAUUUCUCCUGGGAAUCUCCCGUAGUUUGAUGGUCCACGUUCAUUCAUGAAUCGGAUCACUAUAUUUGUCCAAAGUUUCCAGACAACCAAAGAUUGUCCUGUCUUUCUGCUGAGCCUCACAGACACUGGAUUAACACUUUGACUUUACAAUUUGGGAUGAUUCAGGUCAGUUUAAGCUGCAAACUAUACUUAAACAGUAUUUGUUGCAAAAUGAACACUUUAAUGACAAGGAAACAAGUGCAAGAUAUUAUUUAUGUUGAUAGUCUUUAACCUUCUUGGAGUGAUGCGUUCAGGGCAGCCUCAGAUAAAAGAGUGCUGUAUUUCACGCACAGAUGUUUAGAGAGCCUCAUACGAGAGAGCAUGUAAAACAUAUGAGGACUUUAACACUUAUAUUAGUGGACUAAAUAAGUUCAAGGCAUAUCGUAGCUAUUAAUUUUUUAACCCCUAAACUGCCCGGUAGACUAUAAAUGUUGGCAGGUGUGUUAUCAGCAAAUAAAAGUUCCAAAAGUUAAUUAACAGUAUUUCCAGAUAUGUCAAUUUUUGCAGAUACUCAUGCAGGAUUAGGUGACACACUGACCUCAGCAGCAACUUCAUUCAUCAGCAGCUUUAGCAGCUUUCAGUGCGGUGGGAAAUGCCAGCUUCUAUGGGCUAAUUAUAUUUUUUGAUUAGUAGUUGGUUUUUUUUUAGACCACAAUAAGCUUAAAAACAGUAAAUAGGAUACUGGCAUUAUUGUGCAUCCUUAAUUUGUGAAAUGUGUUUUCAGCAUUAUGCUUUCUGCCACUACAUCAGAAAGUUUGAACCAAAUGUUUACAACUUUAUUCCCAGGAUCUGGAGCAGACUGCAGAAUCCGUGGCGUUUUGUUAAAGAAACAGCCAGAUGCUUUCACAUGCAAGGAAAAACAAGCUGCUGUGAAUCGGUGUGACUAAACUCCCUUUCUCAAAGAGCAAAGGUCUUCUUUGUUCAAUGUUCCCUGUCUUUUUUUUAUGGAGGGCCACAGGCUUAGAGUCUCAGGUUUUCAUGGGCCGGCUGCUAACACAGAACGCACCACACUGCAAAAUUGCUAGCAUAACAUUGGCAACUCAGUAGUUUCAUUGUUAUUGUUCACACAUCCUUGCUGAGUCUUAGAAAUACCAGCGUUAAGUGAUAAAGCUGAGUUCCUUAAAUGAAACGGUCUUUAAUAGUUUCACUGUGGGCUAGAAGUGCUGAGAGAGACGUUUGAGGCUCUACAUUUUAGAGUUCCCUUUCAGUCGAUUCACUCGGUACAACACAUAUAGUAUGGGAUAUCACGCCCCUGCGUGACCUGACUGAAGACACCUUUAUUCACGCCUUUAAGGCAGAUGAUCUGUGGUGACGUCUGGGAGGCUCCGCCUGCACAUAUAUACGUGUAACACCACAGUCAUCCUUCAGUUCUUACGCUCUUCACCUCGCUGAGAACACCUACACCGAGUCGGGCUAACUAGCUGCUGCUAAAUUAGCCUGGUCUUGUCUCUGGCUACUGCUUGAUCGACUUUAGCUCAACUGCCCCUGUUGGUGUUAGCCUACGGCUACCCGCGGAGCGCUAAUUUCGUUCAGCUUUUGAGUCUCGUUAUGAGCUCUAAGCCCAUGAAGGUGAAGGCGAAGUCUUCUGUUCGCCCCUGUCCUCAGGGGUGCGGCUUCUCCCUUCACGAGAAGGAUCUUCACGAGGCUUGUCCCGUUUGCCUGGGGAUUGUCCACGCCAGGAGGGCGUUGACUGAGCCCGAGUCGUGUGAGUCCUGUCACCGGCUUCGGAGCUCAACCCUGGGAAGGCGGGUCAAGUUUGUGGAGAAAAUUCUUGGAAAAACCGCUGUUGCGCUGCACGACCCCCUCCUUUCCGAGUCCAGAGACCCGGCUUCGUCCGAGUCCGGUGGUGAGGACUUUCUGGUCGAAGGCUCAGUUGGAAGCUGGGCAGACCAUGUGGAGUGUGCUGACGGGUCAGCUGGGUUUGAGCCGGGCCCCUCCGAGGGCGCUGGCCAGCCGCUAUCCGGGCUAGCUUGUUACCAGGAGGACGAUGACGUGCUGGACAUCGGCCUGGACGUGCAGGGUUUUUCGGAAGAUGAGCUGGAGCCGUUGUCUUCAGGUCAGUAUGCCGCCGCUGCUGCGCCGGUUGAUCUGGACGACACAUCCUUCCUCUCACUGUACCGCCGUGCAGCUGAGAAACUGGAGGUAGAAUGGCCCUCUCCUCCUCCAGCUCAAAAACCGUCGCGGUUCACAGGGUUUUUUCUCCCACCCGAACCGACGACUGUUAAGAACAGUUUGCCCAUGUACCCGGAUUUUGUCGCGGAACUAACCUCGACAUGGAACAAGCCGCUGUCCACCCGCGCCACAGUGCCCGGUUGUGGACAGUUUCUGGAUCUAGAUGGAGCUGAAAAAGCUGGAUUGGUGAACCCUCCGCCUAUGGAGGCGUCCCUGGCAGCUUAUCUGGCCCCGGCCCAGAAUCACGGUGUCGGUGGCCCCAUCACGCUCCCAUCCAAGCACUGUAGAUUUUCAGCGUCACAGCUGGAUAAAAUUUACAGGACACAGGCAAAUACGGCUCGUGCACUGAGCUCCGUCACUAUGCUUCAGACAUAUCAAGCUAUGUGUCUGGCAGAACUCGGCUCGCGUAUGCCUCCUGACAGUCCGCUUACUCCUCUCCUCAAUGAAGCUAGGGUCGCCACAGAUUACAUCCUCCGUGUGUCCCGCUGUGCAGCGCUGUCUCUCGGUAGAGGCAUGGCUUCCACGGUGGUGGCGCAGAGGCACCUGUGGCUGACUCUCUCCGACGUUCCGGAGAGGGACAGAGCGGUUUAUCUGGACGAGCCUGUGUCGGCCAGCGGUUUGUUUGGGCAGUCCCUCGACGACAUUCAAGCUAAGUUUGAGCUGAGGAAAAAACAAACCGAAGCUUUGAGAAGCAUCAUCCCCAGGCGUGAUGCGAGGCCCAAACAACAGGGUUAUCCGCACAAACCGGCACCAGCGCCUCCCCCUAAGAGGACUGCAGCGCCCGCCAGCUUGGGGCCCCAGCCGGUGAAGCGAUAUGUACCCGGUCAGAACCCACGCCCUUCGGCUUGGAACAAGGGUCCGCCACCGAGCUUCCGGAGGGACUCGGCGCCCAGGAAGAAGAAGCAGCAGUCAUCCUAGCUUCGGGAUCGACUCGAGAGGGCCAGCAGCACGGAGACACUGCCGCCCUUCAUUUUCUGCCGCCAAAGAGGCCGCGUUUAAAGUUCGUUCAGGGGUCCGGUCCCGAGAGGCGCUGCACUCCCUUAACACAGUCUCCCAAGCACAACCCCCCUCACAUACACAUGCCCCAAUAAUGGCGCCUGUUGUUCACUGUGUGAAUGUCACAAAUGUACGUUCUUUGAAUCAAAUAAAGGUUUCGUUUUGUUCUCAAAACAUCAUGAAUCAAUCAAGUCUGGGCGAGAAAGUGUUGCCGUUCCCAGCCGGCACGCUAGGGGGCGACAACCCCUCCCCCACAGUACUGGAGGUCAGUCGACUGACUGUUCGUCUCUCUCGGUGGCGCGCAUGCGCAGUCUCACCGUGGGUAGAGAGAACUGUUGCCAUCGGCUACCGCUUACAGUUCAGGGUCCGGCCGCCUCGCUUUCACUCUGUAAUACACACAGUUGUAGCAGAGGAAGCAGCAGCAGUGCUGAGGGAAGAAAUAAACAACUUGUUGAACAAGAGGGCGAUACGAGUUGUUCCCGCUUCGGAAACGAACAAAGGUUGGUACAGCCGCUAUUUCGUUGUUCCGAAAAAGGAGGAGGGCUCCGUCCUAUCCUAGACUUGCGAGUGUUAAACAAAUACCUACGAACCUACAGGUUCAAGAUGCUAACACUCAGACAGCUACUGGGCGCGAUCAGACCGGGAGAUUGGUUUACAACUAUCGAUCUGACAGAUGCUUACUUUCACGUAGCAAUUCAUCCGGACCACAGGCAGUUUCUAAGGUUUGCAUUCGAGGGCAUAGCCUACGAAUACCUGGUGCUGCCGUUCGGCUUAUCACUCGCCCCCCGAACAUUCACCAAAUGUGUCGAGGCGGCAUUAGCUCCGCUACGGGAGAAAGGUGUUCGCAUCUUAGCCUAUCUGGACGAUUGGGUGCUAAUCGCGAGCUCCAGAGAGCGAGCAGCGGCUCAGCUGUCAUUGACCCUAUCGCACAUCCAAACACUGGGCUUUUCAGUAAAUUUACAGAAAAGUUCACUGACUCCGAGUCAACAGGUAUCAUUUCUCGGGCUGGAAAUAUGCUCCGUUUCAAGCCGAGCACGUCUGUCAGAACGCAGGGUGGCUGCGUUUCACCGCUGCCUUGCACAAUUUCAGUUGGGACGCAAACUGUGUUUCCGGACGAUUUUACAGCUGACAGGCAUGAUGGCAUCUAUGAUCGCUGUAGUGCCGCUCGGACUGUUAAAAAUGAGAGCGUUUCAACGCUGGACUCAGUCUCACCGGCUGUGCGCGCAGCGUCACCUCCAGAGGAGGCUGACGAUAACUCAGUCUUGCAUGUCGGCUCUUCUCCCGUGGAGAGAACCCGGUUUUCUACAACAGGGAUCUCCGAUAGGGAGGGUGUCUUUUCGCAAGGUGGUGUCCACAGACGCAUCCCUGAGGGGUUGGGGGGCUCUGUGCGAGGGCGCAGCAGUGAGAGGUGUGUGGACGCCAGCACAAUGCAAACUCCACAUCAAUUACCUGGAGCUACUAGCUACCCUUUUAGCUCUGAAGCACUUUCGUCCCGUUCUGACAGGCCAUCAUGUUCUGAUCAGGACGGACAACACAACCGUGGUUUCUUACAUAAACAAGCAGGGAGGGACACGCUCUCUUCCCCUGUUAAAACUGUCUCACUAUCUGUUGCUAUGGUGCAGUGUUCAUUUUCUGUCCCUCAGAGCCACACAUAUUCCGGGUCACUUAAACCUUGGACCAGACCUUCUCUCCAGGGGGGUCCUCUUGUGAGAGAGUGGAGAUUGCACCCACUAGUGGUGGCUCAGAUAUGGGACCGCUUCGGCAAGGCAGAAGUAGAUCUUUUUGCCUCCAGAGCAAAUACUCAUUGCCCCCUGUUCUUUUCCAUAACAGACUGCAAUGCUCCCCUGGGGAUGGAUGCGCUAGCUCACCCAUGGCCCAACACGCUGCUAUAUGCUUUUCCCCCAGUGGAAAUGAUUCUGCCCAUUCUGGAGAGGGUGCGCCAGCAGGGGCUCUCCCUGAUCCUGGUGGCUCCUCGCUGGCCGGCGAAGUCGUGGUACGCAGAGAUAAUCAGUCUGCUGGUAGCGAGGCCCUGGCAGCUCCCUUUUUGCAGGGACCUCCUCUCCCAGGCGGGAGGAGAGGUGAUUCACCCGCGCCCAGAACUGUGGAAACUACAUGCUUACCUGUUGAAAGGUCCAACUUAAUGGCUCAGGGUCUGCCCCCAAAUGUGGUGGCAACAAUCCAGAGUGCAAGGGCAUCAUCUACUAGGGGCCUAUAUGCCUAUAAAUGGCGGGCGUUUGAGCAGUGGUGUCAGGACCGAAAUGUACUCCCAUUUCAGAGUUCUAUUGUGGAUGUUUUAACAUUCCUUCAGGACCUGCUGGAUAAGGGUCUCUCUUUCUCAACAAUUAAGGUCUAUUUGGCGGCUAUAUCUGCAUGCCAUGUUGGCUUUGAUGGUGUGACGCCAGGCGCUCACCCUCUUGCUAUGCGCUUCCUAAAGGGAGUCCGCAGGCUAAGACCUGUUCUUAAACCCAGUGUUCCCUCAUGGGAUUUAGGGUUGGUGCUUGAGGCUCUUGGUGGACCCCCAUUUGAGCCUAUUGAGUCAGCAGACAUGAAAUUUCUUUCAUACAAGACUGCACUGCUACUUGCUUUGACGUCUGCAAAGCGAGUGGGCGACCUUCAUGCUUUGUCUGUGCAUCCCUCUUGUACCCAGUUCACUCCGGAUGGAUCUAAGGCUACAUUGCGUCCAAACGCGGCGUAUUUACCUAAGAUUAUCCCCACAGCCUAUAGCUCUAUGAGUUUUGAACUGCUGAGCUUCUGCCCCCCUCCAUUUGCAUCUGAGGAGCAGAGGAGGUUGCAUUCCUUGUGCCCUGUGCGUGCACUACGCACUUACAUAGACCGCACUCAGAGUGUGCGUUUAUGUGACCAGUUGUUUGUCUGUUUUGCUAAUCCAGCCAAGGGCAAGGCGCUGUCUAAGCAGCGGCUUUCCCACUGGAUUGUGGAGGCUAUCUCCUUAGCAUACGGCAGCAGGGGUCUCCCGUUGCCCCAAGGUGUGAAGGCACAUUCAACCAGAGGAAUGGCGGCCUCUUGGGCCUUGUUUAAAGGGGUUUCUGUGAGUGAUAUCUGCACUGCAGCCAGUUGGUCAUCACCACACACUUUUGUUCGGUUUUACCGUUUGGAUGUGACAGCACCUUCGGUGGCUCACGCUGUCCUUUCUGCUGGGUCUACAAUGCACUAAAAGUUUUGGAGGUUUGACUUCGGUUUGGUGGCUGCUCUGCGGGGCGUGUAUAUAUGUCCCAUACUAUAUGUGUUGUACCGAGUGAAUCGACUGAAAGGGAACGAAAUGUUAUGAAUAUAACUUCUGUUCCCUGAAGGAGAGGAACGAGGUACAACACUGGGUUGCCCCGCUGCGCGGCAGAGCUCGGUGAAGAGCGGCUAUCGAACUGAAGGAUGACUGUGGUGUUACACGUAUAUAUGUGCAGGCGGAGCCUCCCAGACGUCACCACAGAUCAUCUGCCUUAAAGGCGUGAAUAAAGGUGUCUUCAGUCAGGUCACGCAGGGGCGUGAUAUCCCAUACUAUAUGUGUUGUACCUCGUUCCUCUCCUUCAGGGAACAGAAGUUAUAUUCAUAACAUUUCGUUUCCUUGGAUGUUGAACUCUAUUUCUGUUCUACCAUAAAGCUGGUCCACCACCUGUAUAACCAAAAUAUACUCUCACGUUGCAGGCCUUGGCGUAAUAUGGGAUUUCAAGCCGAUAAAUGUAAAUGGUCUUCACAAAGGGGGGUUAGCAGCAAAGUUAAGUGGAAGCAUAUGUGCUUGUAAGCUCACAGUCUUAUUAUAGAAACCUCUGUGGCUCUGUGGAGUUGGACUCCGCUCGCAGAACAGACUCAACAACGUGAGACUUCAUAACUAUUAUAGACGAAGUCAGGAACAAACAGCAAAAUGGAAAAUCAGAAUCAUGGGGAGCGUGCGGUUGGCCCUUUCCCCCCUUUGUCUUUGAAAAUGACUCCACUGAGACGAGGCGGACUGUGAAGAGAGAAGCAGGCAGAGCCGUAACUCACAUCUAAUCAACAAGACAAACAGUGACAUAAGGGUCCGUCCAUGUGUUUACAAGUCAAUUCUGUUUAGUCUGUGUCUUCAUUAAACCGUUCUAAAAGUCUGCAAAUAAACAUCUAUUCCUUUUAAAUGAGCACUUCUGUUUUUAUCAUCCCUCUCCUUCUCUCUGGUUGACAUUUUGGUUGAAGUGCUUAAUUGGUGAACUGUAAAAAAGAAAGACGGAAAGCUCAACACUCCUCUAUUGUCUAAAGGGAUUAUUGUGGAUUGGUAGCCUCGCCUUAACCUCCAACUCGGGCGAGUAUCUUGAGAAAACUGCUCCGUUUGUUGCACGCAUUCUUUGUGUCUCUGGGUUGCAGCUGCAGAAUCUGUUGUUCUUCUGGGACGAGCACGCUCAUUUGAUGUAGCUGGUGGCCUGGAAGCUCUGGUAUCUAUUUUAGCCUGGAACUCUUGAUCUGCAUGAGCAUACCAGCUGCUCUGUGUUGAAAACAGCAAAGAUGCAUCCCAAAAUAUGAGUGUAAAGAAUGAAUUAAAUGUGGUUAUAUUCAGCGGUGAUUCGGCUGACCGGGACAUUCAGGCCAAGGCCAGAAUGUUACGCCAAAAAAAUGCAGCUGACUGAGGAUGUGGCUGCGGAUGUUUGUAUACAAUGCGUCAUAAAACAUAAUAGCACGUCUGUGAGAGUGAAAAAAUAUUCUUUAAGUGACUCUCACUUUACAGUCAGUCAUAAAUUCUUAGUUUCUUUUUUAACUCUUGACCAAAAAUCAAGUGAUUCCCAAAAUGCCAAAGCGAAACAUGAGUGUUGCUUGAAAAUAGAAAUAAAGGAUGCUCAUGUCUUCUCUGCUUUUCUUCCAGGAGAGGAUGCUGAGUCAGAGCGGGGUCAACGCGAGGAGUCGAGACGUAUUUGGGCUGCGCUGCCUACCAGGUAGGAUUAUGCUCUUACAAGCUAAUAGGGGUCUGAUAAUGGGAUGCACUUAGGGCUGAGCGAUAUGGGAAAAAGUUUAUCACGAUAUAUUUUUUCCAUAUCAGUUGAUAUCAGUAUAUAUCAUGAUAUAAAAAAAUUGUGUCUCUUAGACGUUUUGUUGAAAGGUGUUGUGCUAUAGAGAGUAGACAAUGGUCGGCUUUCAGUGCUGUCGGCUUCACGUGUUAAAGUGCUAUGGUUGCGUGUAACUGCAGCCUGCUACUACGCAGUUAUUUGCUACUUGGUUCUAAUUCAGCACAUCAUUGGUUCAGCGUGGCGCGGACCUGGAGCAACUCCCCUUUUCAUUGGCUGUUAGUAUAGUCUACCAAAACAUGACAGAAUGCAGACUACCGAAAAGGAUAUUGACGAUGUUUUAUAUUGAUAUUGAGGGAAAUUAAUUUUUGAUAUAUAUCAUUAUUGUUUUAUUGCCCAGCUCUAGAUGCACUAGUGGAGAACAUGGAAGUGUAUUUUUUAAUGGGUGGUAAGCUAACUACUGUAGUUUCAGUAUAAAUUAGUUUUUCAACAUUUCUUGUCAUGUCAGUAGAAAAAUCGGAUAUUUCUGCUGCUCUUGAAUUUUUCGCCUCAUAUUGAGCCUUUGUAUUUCCUGUUUCAGUUCCUUGCUCGGUUAUGAUGAGUCUUUUUUUGUCCGUGUUGUUGCCUGGCAGUGAUGCUUUCCUGACUAAAUUACUUGAACAAAGCACACUGUGCACACAACUUCCCAUUUCAUAAUCCCAGCAAAUAAAUAAAGCCACUCUAGCAAUAAACAGGUUGCUGCUUAACAUCACAGCCACAGCGUGUAAAGACAUGACAAAUUUAACACCUCACAGUAUUAACGUGAGUUAAAAACUGCAGCGCUGGUGCGAGAGAGAUCAGAUUGAAAAUGUCAACACUGAAUAACACAGAGGCAGAGAACCGCUGCUGCAUUCAUUGUUCUCUGUGGUUUGAAAUUCCCAGAUUGUACUCAUAGACACACCUGGAAUAGGAAUGUCACAGCAAGCAGGUGCUCUACUUUAGAGAUGGAAAAACAACCGCUGCUGAAAAGUUACACCAAACAUACAGAGCAGGACCGGAAAACUCAAACAUUUCUGUGGCUAAGAAUUAAACUUUCACACUCCAUCAUGAAAUGCUCUCACGUGUCUCUUCAUCACCGUUUCUGUCAUACAGUAUGUGACUAAUUUAGGUGUGGCAAAGCUUAUUAUGAUAGUUUGCAACAUGUGGGCUGAAAGCCACAGCAGAAUUAGACUUUUGUUUGCAGCAGCACAACCACUCAAGUACAUGACCUUUUUUUUAUUAACUGAGUACCUGAGAUAACUAAGCUAUAUUAUCAGGGCUCGACAGUGAGACCGUUUCACUCGCAUUUGCAACUAAAAUAUAUGUAUGUAAAUUGUAAAAUAUAUUUAGGGUCACACAUGCGCAUAAAAAAAUCAGCUGAGGCAACAAAUAUUUUUCAUGUAAAUACAGCGGUGAAGUUAGUUUUAGGUUGGAUACUCGAUGGACGUUCACUGAGGAUCUACUGGUGUCUUCUCACUCUCUAUAAACAGGAACGGCAACAGCAGCGCGGUUAAAUCUACGCGGCGUCCUCGCUGUUAACGUCAGGUGUUGAAUAAGGGACCGUCAAUAAAUUACGAGUUGAUGUUCUCAGAAAAGGCUGUUUUCUUUCAAUAGCUUCCAUGUCAUGUGACCAAAAGACUUAAAAUUAAUUUCAAAUAAUACUACUUAUGUCGACCAAUAAGACACAUAUUAUUUGAUCAAUUUUCUUUGUGCCCCUAAAGUUCUUUGUGUGCUCCUUUCUUUUUCAUCUUAGGAGCACAUGAGCUUGACACACAAGUUAGUGUCAAGCCCUGAUUAUUCUAUCAGUCACUGGCCAUUUUCUGUUUGUUCACAGCUUGUGCCCUUUGAUUAAGCUAUUUACAAAGUCUUGUUCUGACUAAAUGCACCCUUCAUAAGAGUGCAGAGAAAAAAUAUGUUUCAACCAAGUCUGGAAUUUUAUAAAGAACUGCAGGAGGUCAUGUCAACAUUAAAUACAUUUAAAUCCUUCUCAGGGUGUGUCCCUCAAAUGGCAAAACCCUCCUGCUGAGAAGAGUAAGUCAGUCUUUUCAACUCUGUCAACCCAAGUGAUCAUUUGCAGGAUGAUGAAGGGCCACAGAAAGUCUCUGCUGCUGCUGCAGCAGUAGUCUGAUUUAUUUACCUAACCUGGCCCUGCACAUAUCUUUGAGUCAGCAGCACCCUGCAGAAGCUUUUUAUUAGAGUAGCAGCAGAUUAAGAAGUCUUCCUCUGAGACGGGCUAAGCUGGAGCGCUGCAUAUCAGCAGUUACUCACAGCUUCAUCAGAGCAGAGCGAAUGUAAAUGAGUCUGUUUGUGUGUUUUUGAGGAAAACAUCCCACCCUCAGUUCAGUCUGGUAAUAAAGCUGCAGUAAUAGAUCAGUUAGCCUUUGUUUGAGAAAGAAUAGUGUUUCCAUCCAUUGACCUGCCAUCAGAACCGUACACAAACACACACAUUAGAGAGUGCACACAUGCUUUUGAGAAACACACACACUUCCUUCCUCCAUCUUAUUCACUUAGUCAGUCUAAUUUGUUUUCCAGCAGUGUGUUUUUAUCAAAUACUUUCCAGACUCUGUUCGUCUUUGACAACAAGCACAUUUACACACACUCACACACACAAACACACACACAAAUAUCCUAUUUUUAGCUCCUAACAUGUCACUGUAAAAUGUCGACUGUCUUUAGUUCACAUUUUUCCCCCUGCUGGCUUUCAGCCUCCUCUUCAUCCCCGACCCAGCCUCACUGCUCCUUUCUCUUUCCUCUCUUUCUGCAGCUCCAUUCCAGGCAGAUUAGAAACACAGCUGUCCAUGAAAACCUGUUUUAUAUUAAGAGAGAAAAAAAAGACAGAUGUGUCUUGGAAGAAAUUUCAGGUUUUUAGAAUCAACCUUAUCCUUUUUUCCUGUGCACCCAUUUUAGCUCCUCAUGAGCUAAAAUCUCUUCGUAGUUGUCUCUAAAUGCAGAAUUUGUUCCACGUCGGACAUGUUUUGGAACAGAUUUUAGAAAGUGAAAGUGAUCCUCUUGCUUUGUUUACACUGUGUGGAGCAAGUGUUGAGACAAUUUGUGAGAACAAGUUCACUUUCAGGUACAAAGGAGCUGCAAGCAUUACUGCACUGAGUGAAAGGGCUCACAUUGCACCUGCAGACUCUCUCUUUCUGUUUCUCUCUCUUACAGUCUUUGAGAAAGGAUGGGUCAUUUGUCAGCACUGCAGAUGAGGCGCAUUGUUCGAUCUCAUAUCACUACAGCACAGUCUGGCUGUUGUUACAGGAAAGGUUGACGGAGGUUUUUCCACCUCAAACAAGGAAGAUCCUCUGACCAGUGAAGAACGAAUCAAAAGUCAGAAUCAGAAAUAUGUUUGCAGAAGUCGUCCCCUUCACUCAGUAGUUAACGUGCGGCUCUGAGCGUCCGCUGCGUUCUCAUGUGACACCGCGACACAGGACCGCAGAAACCGAGCCGGCCUGCAGGAGGGCAAACAGGUCAGGACAGCUCAGACAGCCAUAGGUAGAUCAUGUACCUUUUCAAUGCUGCAGUGAGAGGAUAAGGGAGUACUGUCCAUUCACACACAAUGCCAAGAGGCCAGGACCCCCGUGGAGCAACUUCACAAUCCAUUUUUUCACCACAGUCUAACGUUACUGUGGGAUUAAAGGCCUGUCCAUCAGCUGUGCUCUUACUGAUUGAUGGACAAGAGACCUGAGAAUUGACAUUUGUAGAAUUGGGUUUCCAGCCUGAUAUUGUAAAGUAUUAAUUUGGCUUUUUAUAUAUGUUACAUGUGUUCUGAACAAAAAAGAUGUGUUACAAUUAUAGUGAAUGAAAUGAUUGUAGUUUCCAGCAGUGAAAGGGUAACUUAGUUUUGACAGAGCAGCUUUUCAGACACUUUUGAGGUUGAAAAAAGUUUGACUUGUUUUGUUUCAUUGUCGUAUGUGUGAAGCUGACUUAACACAUUAGUCAUUUCCAAACUGCUCUUCCUAUUAAUGGUAGUUGUAUCACAUGAAGGUUUUGGUUUUCUGCACGACAGAGCAGUGUUAUAGAGAAGUCCCAAACCAUGAGUGACUUUUCUGAUAGUCGUUGGUAAAAGAAAUAUCUUUAUCAGCUGCUUGUCUGUCUGUACAACCCUAGCCCCACAUUUAACCCAAAGUAACCCACCCUUGGUAUUUGCUCAUCCCCUCAGCGGGUUGAGGAGGGCAGGGACCUCUCUCUCUGCAUGCAGCACAGCUGAAAACGAGGAACAAAUGUUGCCGAAAACAAAUAGAAGCCGGGCUGAGAGCAUGUGGUUCAGAUCUUUCUCAGCAGACUUUUCUCAGGCUGAUCCUUCAGGUCGCUCUCUCUUUAAACCCCAGCCAGUGACCACAACAUCAACAGAGGCAGCUGAAGCACUAAAGAGGGGAGGAAAAUGAUGCUGUAUUUAUCCUCAACAGAGUAGAUGACACGCAAAAUAAGUUUUUUUUUAAGACUUUGUGCUUGUCGGACAACUUCCUCUAACUUUGAAUCUAACCCUCUGUCAGUGUUGAAAUAUGAUCAUUUAUGUUCAAGGGUUUUUACAUAAUUCAAAUAAUAGCUGUACAGCCAAUGUAUGUUUGAAUGAGACCUCAAAUAGAGAUAAAAAAUGUCGGUAAACACUGGAGUUUAGUCUGUACUGUAUGAAGCAUAUCUAUGUCAAAUGGAAAAAUACCUUUUGCUAGUCGGGUUCAGGGUAGGCCUGGGCGGUUUGGCAAAAAAAAAUGAUCACGAUAUAUUUUGUCAUAUCGUCCGAUCUCAAUUAAAGUAUCUGAUUUAUUAUCCCUGAGGGGGUGAUUUGUUUAUGUCGUCUCUUGCAUACCUGCAAAAACACUCAGGACUGUAAACUAGUUCACUGUAUUAUUUAGUAUUUAUCUACUUUUGUUGUACUUGUUGAAUUAAAAUGCUUUUUAUAUUUUUCGAAGUGUAUCUUAUUUAAUUUGCUUUGUUAUUUACUUGGUAUGUUAAUAGAAUGUUGAACUAAUCUCUAGUUUCUUUAGUUUUUUGUACAGAUACUUUAAAACUGGCAGUUUAAAAAAAAAAUCGUGAUAAUGAUCGAGAUCGGACGAUAUGACUAAAUAUCUUGUGAUCAUUUUUUUUACCAAAUCUCUCAGGCCCACUCCUCGAUCAAUCAAUGUUUCAACCAAACCUUUACUAUAAUGAGCUGUGUUUAACCUUUCAAAUGGAGUUCAUUAAAAGUCAAAUUUUCACAGUUUUCUGAUUGAGAAGAAAACACUUUACAAGGAACAGUGGACACUAACAAGGACAAUGGAGAUAUUUCAUGUUGACAUAUUUGAUAGAAUAGCAGUUUGGUAGAGCUGCAUGAUACUAUCAGAAAGGUUGAUCAUUUUAAUGUCAAACAGUUGUGAUUCGCUCUGCCAAUAAUCAAUGAAGUAGUAAUGAUAACAAUUUAUGGAUUUUCUUGUUUUUUGAAUAGUUUUUCAAUUCAGGACAGCAGAAGUUAAACACAAAGAAAAGCUUUUUAACUCCCCACCCUUGACAUAAAGUAGAAAAGAAAGCCUGUUGUGUAAAUAGGGUGAUUUGUUGCUUCUAUUGUUUUGUUGUUUGUUAGAGCUGCAAUAGAGCCAACACUCUGAAAAAGGCCUGUGUCAGACCCUGAAAAAUGUUCAGAAUACUAGAAGAAAGACUCUAAUGGGAAAAAUGAUUUACUUUGUAAUCUAAAGAGUGGAAGAUAAGUUCCACAUGACUCUGCGAGUUGUGCUGUGUCUGACUGGCUCCAGGAAGAACAUAAAAGAUUUUAUUUGAUUAAAGGACAACUGUCUCGUAAACACCUUCUCCUGUUCUGCUGACUCAUGCUGGGCUGAAUCACCUGCUACCACAAACUUCUUCUUCAAUUCCAGCUCUGAAAAGAGUGAAAACAGUCCCAGAAGCCUCUGGUUCCCUGCCUGUUCCCCUUGAACCUCCCAGCUCUCCAAUCAGCAGGCCUACAGGAAUGUUUUCGUUCCUGUUGCACCCUGGGGAGACAUUCAGACAUGGCACGCAGAGCCACAGAUUGUCCUCUGAAAGACAAGCUCUCCACAAGGGUUCACUUGUGUUCACUCUGCGAAGCAUCUGAAAUCUCUGCGAGCUCAUGUUGAUAAAUCCUGCAGGCAGAGGCUUUUUAAUGUUUGGAUCUGGGCGCUGUAAACGUAAUCAUAGAGUACGCCUGAACAUUCAAACUCAGAAAAUGAUAGUGUUAGAAUCAAAGCCUCUUCUUCCCCUCUGUCUUUCACACAGUGUAAAUAAGUGCUACAUGUGAGAAAAAUGACUGUUUCCUGUUUGUGCUGUGGUACCCUCCAAAACAUUCAUUAGGCUGAGAUUAUUCUGCAGAGACUCUGCUCUUAUUUUCAGUUUUCCUGUUGGACCGGCUUCCCCCAGGAAAAGAAUUUCUGUUUCCUCUUGAGUAUUUUUUUUUUUUUUCCAUUUUCGAGGAACCGGCAGGAUUUCUCCUCUUCUCCUCAUGAUAUUUUGAGUGAAUGUAAAAACAUUUGCGUGCCAUGUGUUUGGCAAACCUUCCUCUUGUUGUGGACAAAAAGGCCAUUUUCUCCACAUCUACAUUAUCCUGUUGCCAUGGAAACCCACAGUCGAGCUGGCAAAGUCUUUGUAGUCUGUUUUAAAUGUGCUGUCUCACUGCUGUGUGUUUUGGGGAAAGUAUUUGCUUUUUUUUGCCCUGAUCAGAGUGUUUGUGAAGAUCUAAGUUUAUUUGUAGGAGUUUGUUUUCAGUCCUGGAAUUUCAGACUCUAGUUGUCUCGUCCUCUAAACCUGUGAUGAGGAUUCUUUUUACUGUCUUUUCUGAAUUAAAGUACAUAAAGUAUGAAUUUAUAUACAUGCAAAAUGAUCAAAACUGCUGGAUAUUUCAUCUUGGGUUUGGGUUCUGUCCUUGCAAAUGACAUUUAAAAAAAUCUAGAAAGAUCUGCACUUCACUGCAUGUUGCAAAUAGAGACAAUCUGUUUGUCCUCAGGGGGAGCUCUGAGAGUGAAAUGUUAUUUUAUGAAAAUAAAAGUCAUCCAUGAUUAAAUAAAAAAAGAUUCUAUGAUAAGUUUGGCAAAAAAUUACAGCUAAAUAAACCACAUUUACCAUCUGAUAUUGUUAUUUUAGUGCAUUUGUACUUACUGUAAAAUAUCCACCAUCUCGAUAACCAUCAGGCUCUGGUUUAGGCCUCUCUAUUAUCUGUAAUUCAUUGCUAACAGCUGCAUGAAGCAUUACCCCUCAUAUACUGUUUAUUUUAUGUAAUAUAGUGUUUUUACAAUGUUGAUAGAUGCUGUAUUUUACCUCUUUAUCCAGGCUUUUUAUGCUACUUUAAUUGUUUGAGCGAGGGGAAGGGGAUCUUUGACCUGCACAGAGUAUGAAAAAUUAAACUGUUUGUUGUCCGACAAUGUGAAGCAAAAAGCAACAACUUGUUGAAGAUAAAUGUGAAACCCACUUCUUGUUGUCUACUCUAUGUGAGCUUCCUUUCUGCUGAUUCUGUCUGUACACUUCCUGUUAUGUAUCCUUAUUAGCAGCCCAACAAACACCCUCAGUAAGACCAUGUAUAGGACAAAACAAAAACUACAUAACAUACAUUCCUUUUCUUUUGUCCUCACCAGGGGAGUGCGUCCUUCAAAGAGCCGUGAUGGUGAGGAAGAAGUUGACUGCGAGGGAAGGAAGAGGUUGGGUGUCUGGGACUCUCUUCUGUACCCACUUCAGAGUGGCUUUCGUGCCCCAGGACAGUCCCAAACCUGAUGUGAGUCCCUCCCUGUAGCUUUUUUAGUCAUAUCAUAAAGGAUUGCUUAAUUUUCUGUGUAAAGAGCAUGUCAAAGUACAAUACUGACAUGACAAGAGCAAAAAUCAGUUUCUUCUUUCACAACAUCAAUAAUGCAGGACAAUGCAGACCCAGUGCUCCUCGGAGAUCAUGAUGUGGCUUUGGCGUCCAUCGAGAAAGUUGUGGUUGGUAAGUAAAACUGACUGCCAACAGUAAAACUCAACAAAUGUUUUCAAUUAAGUUUUUCAAAUUAAUUUCACUCUGAAGAUUUAUGGGCAAGUGUUACUUUGAUGCAACCCUCCCUGGCUGGGUAUAAUUACAGACUAGUCACACAGUAUGACAUGUUUUUUUUUUGUUUGUUAUGAUAUUCAAUAAACUUUGUAUUACUAAUGAUGUAGAUGAAAGCCAUUAACUUGCAUAGAAAAUUAAGGUCUCUGGUGAAAUUCAGAUUGAUAGAGAUCUUAAAGGGUUUCUAGCUGUAAUUUGUAAAUUUCCUGUUGUGAUUGAUCUGGCAGCACAGAUAGUUGCCAUGGUAACAGUUUUAAUAUCACAGCAAACACUCAAGAAGCCACUUAGUUGAAAAACAACAGGAGGGCAAAAAGUGAAUCUCUUGAAAAUCCACAGCUCAAGUUCUGACCGAGAUUUUAGUCAAUUAUAUCAGAGCCUGUCAUCUGUAAUCAUAGACUGUAUAUAGAAUGGACGCCGUCUGCCUCCUCUCUGGGUGAAGCCACUCCGAGAACAGCACCCUCUAUUGAUGGGCUGCAGUACAGGUCACAAAUCCUGCCUCAGCCAGCAAAGCUUAUGGAGCUGUGGACAAACUGUAUAAAUUAAUUACACAGAACAUGAAUUUUUCUCCCCACUGGUUGUGAUGUUGACAUGUAGUUACUGUGAGACUGGUUUGUGCUCAAGUCAAUACGCUGUUUGAGCCAAGCGUCAUCACAGCGACUCUCGGUGACUCUCCUGCCGAAUCCGAACAACGCUACUGCGCAAUAUUGGUUUUAGGAAAUAAAGAAAAAUCGCAGAAAUACCGAGAGCUUUUUGGCUUCAAAUCCGUAUAAUGGUGGGAGGCGGAACCAAGUUGUCCAUACAGUAUAUGGUGGUAAAGAACUGGUUUGGUUGUUUUUUUAACACAAUAUCUAUGAAAGUUUAAACUGAAGAUGAUUUAUGUUGUGUGGGAGGUGAUCAAAUCUCACAAAAGUCAAAGGAUUAAAAACAAUUUUAAAGUUACUUUUAACACCCACAUGAGACAUUUAAGGGGACCUUUCAUGCUUAUCUAUAUUCUAAUACUUACAUAUAAUGUUGUAAUGUACAAUGUUUAUAAAGUUCCAUAAUACAGAUGUUGGUGUGACACCCGCACAUGUUUUCCUAGUUAUCAAAACAGCUUGUUUCUACUUAGGGUCACAUUCUGAUGUCAGUUUGUGUCAUCCUACUGGUAACAGGUCUCUCUUUAAGUUAAAAUGAUUGUACACACACGUUGAAACAGAUGAAUUAAAAUGUUUAAUGGUGAGGUAGUCCAUGCUGUGCGCUAUGACAGCCCUUAUACAGUAGAUCUAACCUAUACACUGCUAGUCUGUAAGUAUACAUGUAAUCUAUACUCUGGGCUCUUUGGCUCAUGACCUGUAUCUCUGUUUAAUCUUUAAUGGAACCUCUUUCCCUUCUUCUGUUCCAGUGGGCCCGAACAGAACCAAGCUGGUCACGCCUAACUCCUCGCUGAAGUUCACCCCCGAGGAGCUGGUGCUUUACUGCAGGGACAUGCGAGUCAUCUGCUUCCUGUUUGACCGCCUCACUCCAGACCCACAAGUCCUAGAGGUGAGUGUUUGUCUUUCUCUAAUGUUUUUAUACUUUUUUUCCUUUCAAGAGAUAUGUGCUUUGGGUACAUGCUGCUGCACAUUUCAGUGUGUGUUUGUGUUUUUGGCUCCGAUUCAAGUCUCUGGUUACCAUCAGAGUGAUUAUCAUUUAUUUCAGAGACUGAUCCUAACACAGACCACAGAUCAAUGACUCUGCUGUGCAUUAAUGUUGAAAGCUGAUGACCUUUGUCAUGUUGAUGGACUUGCUGUGGUUUCCCUCCUCAGAUAACCUACACCAUCGCCAAGACCUACCAGCCUCUCAAACCUGGGUCAGUGUUAUCUUUCCAGAACGCUGCUCUGGGGAGCGUAGGUGAGUAGAUAAUGUAUGCGCCCUUAAUGUAUACAGCUUAAUUCCUUUCCUGGCGCUGAUACAGAUCCUCAUCAGCUUGUCUAUCUACUGUAUAUACAGCCACAUGGGUACUGGAGAAUACAGAGAGAUACUCAAAGGGCUGUUCUCUCUUUACUCGAUUGGACCCCUUCACAUAGAUUUACGUCUCUUCUUUAGAGCUUAUCACGUUGUGCUCUUGCAUUACUCUUUGUGCUUUUUAACACAGCGGAUCAUUAACGCUGAGCACAGCAUUAAUUACAGCAGGCGAAGAGGUGAACCUCUGCCCUCGGUACAUCAGGUGAUCUUGAGGUCCAUUCUUAUCAGCUGACAGCUCAGCGGAUGCCUUCAGUGCAUCAAGCGGGCAAAUGUCAACAUGGACAUAUAUAAACUGAUGCAGCGUGUCCACACUCACAGCUUCCUUUACAAACCACUGUGCAACCGCCUCCACUUCAGCUUCCUGUUUUCACACUGUGUCAGAUUUUACUCAUGUCUUAUGUAACCUGCUCUGUUCUGUACUCUGUGGGUCUUUGCUGCUGCUCUCCCUGCCUGACUAAUAUGAAUAAUUCUGUGAGGUCGGCAUCCAUUACUGCACUGUGCACCCUGCUAGUGUGAACCUAGACCAAAGAAUAUAGCUAAGGAGUUGAAUUAGAGUGUUUUGGACAUGCCUUUGCUCUGAAUAUUAGUGGUAUAGAAACAUUUCUGACUUUAUGAUCAUAAGUUUUCAUCAGUAAUCCUUUCACUCUUUCUUUUCUUCCUGUGCAUGUCAAACUGUGUUGAAUAUUCACGAUAUAACAGCUCAGUGAAAGUGAGAAUCAAAAGCCCACAUGGAUCAGAAGCGCAGUGUGAACGUGUUAGCUCUGUGAUGUUCUUGUUUUCUGCAGCCUGAAAAUGUCUCUCCCGGUGUGCCUCCGUCCAAUCUGCUCUCCAUUUGGGUUUUUAAUAUUCUCCCAAGCUCCAGGGAGAAUCAGUGUUUGUCGUUUACUCCCGACUUUAAUUCCGUUUCAUCUAUUUUCGUUUCUGUUUCUUUCUAUUUUCAGUCUUAUCAUCACACUGACGUUACAAAUUCUUGAAACGGUAGAGAAUAUUAAACAGGAAACAUAAAUGGAAACUGUAAUGACUUUAAAAAGCUCACAUCCUCCUCGGUUAGCAAAUUUGGAAACAUUCCCCGCCAUGAUGACACAAUGAAAAAUGAAAAACUGGAACCAUGACCAGAUGUGGGGAAAUCUCUCUCCGGUGGUUUUGAGGCCGAGGAGACUCAAAUUUUAAGGUCUGGUUUUGACAGUGAUUUAAAAGUUCAAUUUAUGAAACAUUCCGGCUCCGUAAUUAAACAUAAUUAAGUGCUGAGAGGAAGAACCAGACCCUGGAAACCCUUUAACAUCUCACUGUGCUUGUACGCUUGGUUACGAUCGAACGAUUGGCUGUUCAGUCAGACCUUAUAGAGAAAUACGAGCCGGCUUUUACAGUACAUUAUGCUAUGUUAAAGCUACGCUAGGCUGACCGGGCUGUGAGUGACUGUCAGCUGUCGGAUAAAUAAUGCAGGGCCCCCUCUGGAACAAAUCUCUAGAUGACCUCCAGUUCAACUCUGCCCCACGGGUCAAGUGUGUCUGGUGGUGUGUGGUCAGUGCUGCCGAAUGCAGGACUUGAAAACACCCUCGGAUUUGAUUCUUGCUGCCGCUAAAGGUCAUUCAGUAUUUCUGAAUCAUUUUGAAUGUUGAUGGUUUUGAAUGUUUGACGUCUUCACUCCUCUGCGAUUUCACACCAACGAUUAGGUGUCGAAGGAAAGAGGAACUGAGUCUAAGAGUUUAUGAAAAGGCACCUCACACUCGGCUGCGUCUGCUUGCUGAAUAUUUCAGUGUACAACCAUCUUUAAUUCUGUCUGAGGGUGUUGCACUUCAUCUUUUCCUCAGUGUGAGCUGCAGAUUAUUCCACAUAUCAAUCAGUCAAUCAUUUGGGCUGUAAAAUGUUUGAAAAACAGAAAGCAGAUCUUUUGAAUAGCUGGUUUUGCUCUAUGAUUAGUUUGCAACCUGAAAUAUUUUCUGCUCGCAGCUUUCUUAAAAACCAAAAUGGAAAAUCCUUAUCUAGUAAAUGGUUUUCAUUUAUUAGCAAAGCUCAUUUCAGCUGUAAAUCAGCUCCACUUAAUGAUACAUAUUAUUGUGCUGUUACUUAUUUCCAAUGACCCACUGUUUUAUUUCCUGAAUGGUCACCCCUGAUCCCUCCAUUUAAAGGCUUUAAGCAUCAUUAGCCGUGUUUCUGCUCAGAACAUCGGAGCAAAAUCUGCACUCUGACACGACAUAUUUACAGCCUCGUUUCAACAAAAAGUUCUCAUUCAUUCACAGUGUUUUCUGUCACUUCUCCUCCCCCAGAAAUGAAGCAGUUUCUUAGCAACCGUCCGCGGAAUGCCCACAUGAACUGGUACGAGUCCGUCCCAGACUGGGAACAAGAGCUGGAGAGGUGCGGGGCCACGGGCUGGAGGGUCAGCUCGGUUAACGAUCGCUUUGAGAUGUCCACCAGGUAAACUCGCUCUACGGGUGAAUUAAAGCCGACGCCUCCUUGUGUCUGUUUGUGUCUUUGGAGAAUUUUCAGGUUUCUUUGGUACUCUCUCCACACGUUUACUGAAAACUUAUAAUGUAAAAAGAGAAGAAAGAUGAAAUGCAACAGUGGAGUGAGGUGAAUGUAAGAAAACUCCUGGAUAAAGGAAGUUUAUGCAAAGCAUGAAUAAAUUUGGGAACAACAGGCCAUGCAAAAAUUCACAAUAAAGAAAAAAGUUCAUGAGUUCAAGAGGAGUCUCCAAAGUCGGUGCUCUGAACACCAAAAUCUCAUCCUCACUGUUUAUUUUCUGUCAACGAAACCAAGUAUCUCAUCUGUCUUUUCUCAGCCUGCCUCGGUUCAUCGUGGUUCCACAGAAGGUUUUAGACACUGAACUCAAGAAAAGCUUCGCCCACUUCAACGAAGGACGCAUCCCUGUGAGUGCACUGUUAGGAACCAUUUUAAUACUGGUUUAUUUGUAUGAGACCAAUCGACUGAGCUGAAACUCUAAAAGAUUUAGUACAGCCAAUAACAUCAAAAGUGCUGAGUUUCAGAACAAAAGUACAUAUAUUUAUAUAUGUAUUCCCAAAAUGAGCCCUUGCUACUCCCAAGAGUGUAUUAUGUGCUAUAAUAGAAAGAUAUUUUUGUUGCAGUCAUCUUUAAAGAUAUGUUUCUCCUUUUUAUUAUCAUUCCUGUGACACAAAUUACAAGAUGAGCACAGAUGUGGUGAGGGCCUUGGGGGGAUAUUAUCGCCGUGAACGUGUUAUUACAGAGGAUGAAACUGUGUUUUGUGCCGCAGCGCUGGAGCUGGCGACACCCCCGAGGCAGCGAUCUGCUGCGAAUGGCCAGUUUCCAGAACAACAUCUACCAUGAGAAAGAUGAUAUCAGGUGUGUGAGGGUUUUUUUUUUUAUUGCGUACGUCUUUCAGUGUCUGUAAAUAUGUUUGAAGAUGCUUAAGCGUCACUGUCAGCGGUGGUUUUGACUGUAAAUACCAAAAGGAAAAUCACAGCUCACAUUUGACAAGAAGAGCCAUCAUUGAAAUCUCUUUAAAGCAGAUCCAAAAUCUGGUUCAGAUAAAAACAUAUUGCUAUAUUUUAGGAGGUCUGUUUCCACUAAGUAACAAAGAAGAGACAGGCUCUGUAGUGAAACAGUGUUACAGAAAAGUUGUUUUGUUGUGUUUGAGAGAUAUUCAGGACAUAUGAAACCAAAUAAACCACAUAAACCAAAUAUUAGCCUACACUACACUGCAACUGCAGCUUGAUUUGUCGCCAAAGGAGCUUGAGUAUUCAGUGUAAAAGCAGCUUGAAGUUAUUAUGACAGGCAGUGGUUUUUGUAUUAAAGAAAAAGAAUUGAUGGUUUGGCUACUGAAAAAAUCUGAUUAAGAUUAGUUUAAAUUUGUGAUGCAGGUUUGUGCAGCAUUUAAAAAUUUGCAGCAAAGGGAAGUUUUGUGACAAGAUAACUUCCAGAGUGAUCAAUCUUGAGAGAAUAUGUUGACAACUGUGCUCCUGCUGAUUGUAGAAACCUGGAGAUGAUCCUGUUUGGAUGCCAGUCUUCCUUGUGUGUGGUGGUGGAGCUGGGAGAGGAGCUGCCUUCGCCUGCAGAUAUCCAGCUGGCACACAGCCGCCUCAGGGCUCUCUGUUUGGGAGGUAGGAGAAAGACUUCAUACAUCCACAACAAACGAACCAAUAUGAACCAGCACACGGCACAAAUGGGUUGUAGAGAAUUAAAAAAAAAAGAAGCAGCCGAAAUGUUUUCUUUUUUUUUGAGUAAAUAUAUGAUAUAUAUUAACCCAACUCCAGCUCUUAUUUUAUCUGAACACGGUUACUUUUAAUCUAUGUAAAUCAAGGAUAAGAUCACCUCAGACUUGUGACUUUAAAAUGCUCUGCAAACCAACAAGCAGUCAAUGACUUUUGCACAAAAAUCUGUGUUGAUUUCACUUCUUUAAUUGUCAUUAAUUCAUUUUUCAUUUGCUUUCAUUUUGUUAAAUAAAGGUUUACAGAAGCACUUACAUUUCACAGUGUUCCCCCUUGACUAUUUAUCUACCCCCUUGAGCAAAAACAAAACACAGAGGGUUUGUUUGAACCUUUGAGGGUCUUUGAAUAUUCUCCAAAAAUCAAAUUCGAUGUGAAUUUUAACAAACAUAUAAUCUCCUUUUUUGUAGGGUUAUUUUGAGUCAUGAGCACAAAAAAACAGGCUUUGUCAGAAAGCCUUUAUUACUGUUUUUGUCAUGUCGGCACACACAGCACAUUCCACGGUUAAGUAAACAGAGACGACUGAACGACUCAUGGUUGUCUACAACCGUCAGCCCUGGAACUGAAAUGCUGACCUUUCUCACACCGACUCUGUCUCUCACUCGCUCCUGCACACCAACAAUGUGUAAAGGUCACCGAUUAUCACAGCUCACACAUUUGUUGGCUCUGCUUUUUAUCUUUUGUGGGUGAGAACCUCACAGCUCAGAGGAUACUCGUGUUAAAAACAGCCUUUCACAUGAAUUCGGUCGGCUGAGCAUCUGUGGCUUUUGGAUUGGGAGAACAAUCAGACAUACAACACAGACAGACUCUGAGGAUUGUUUGAAAAAACUAAUCCCUUUUAGCAUGUAUGGAAUUUCCAUCAAGAAUCCCAUUUAAGAUGUGAAUGCUUAAAGAAAAAUCUGCAGUAUGAAGUUUUUGAAUGAAUAUAUUUGAAUGUGAGCUGUUUGAUUUAUUAGUUUUCAGGUUAGAUUUUAAAUUGGAAAAAUGACAUUUUGUCAUUAUUAUGUUGACUUUGAUAGAGUGCGUACAGCUGACGUAAAUGAAACUUUGAAAGGCCUCAAAGUAGGGCUGGGCGAUAAACCAAAUAUUUACCGAUACAGAAAUUUAUGACAAUAACCAACGUCAUUUUGCCCAUAUCGGUAUAUUAGGUGUCAAAAAAAUGGAGAUGGAGGACGGUUCAAAAGUUGUAGCGGCUUAAGUUAGACAAAGUUAAUGUGGGAGGGGGUGAGCAGCUUGUGGAGUAGUUAUCGUCCAUUUAUCGUUAACAAGGUGAACUGCUCAAUAUAUCGUGAUAAUGAUUUGAGGCCAUAUCGCUCAGCCCUACCUCACAGACAAUCUCCAUAUUGAAUAUUUAGUAGCAAACAAUAAAUAAAGACCUGUGCAGAACUCUCAUUUUUAAUUGAUAUUAGCUUCAGUGAUUUCUGAUAAGCAUUGUUAAAGCUGGUGUUCUUCAGGUCUGUUCACACCUCAUAGUUUUGUCUGCAACUGUGUCUCACUCCUGACCUACAUUUCAGCUGAUAACCAAAGACUCUUUGAUCUCUUUUGGUGACAUGAAAGUCUGAACAUGAUGUGUUGUUUUCUGCUUUGACUUCUAGAUAUCUCCACGUCUGUGUCGGUGCCUGAUGACAAAUGGUUAUCUACCCUGGAAAGCACCCACUGGCUAGACUACACAAGGUAACGGCUCUGAUUGGCCUGUCUGUGAUACGGCUUUUGAUGCUUGUUUAGACCUGUGCUCUUGAACUUGCUGAGGAAUUUCAAGGCUGAGAUCUAUAAUAUCAACUCAGGACUUUGGAAGUUUGCAUGAGGGAAGAUAUCUGGAGACUUAGGUUUUAAAUGUGAAGCCUCUUAUUGUGAGCUUUUGAAAUCAAGCCUCAUGCUUUUAUCAAAGUAAAAAGAAAAAAAUUAUAAGUAAAACAGCAAAUAUAAAACCUGUAAUGGAUUAGAUAACUAAAGGGAAUCUGAUGAGGUUUACUCAACCCUCCUCUAUCGACAGGUCCUGUUUGAGGAAAGCUUCAGAGGUAGCCUGCCUGCUCCGCGGCGGUCACCUGACUGUGGCACUGCAAGGUGAGUCAUGUGACACAGACCUCGGCUUAUAUUAUUCAAUACAUUCAUUAUUCAUGGCUCCUCCCUCUCAUUAAACCCGCACUAGGGCUUACCCUGCAGUAGCCAUGUACCAGCGACAAGCACACUCCACUGAGUCUACAUGCAGCAUGUCAAUAAGCCACUGAGCAGCAUGCUUCAAAGACGUGUCCACAGCGUGCUGCAGCUGUUGUGUUUGAUCGGAUAGAUAAGCUCCCUUUAAGAGGACAUGGAAAACAAGAAAGUAUUAUGAAAGAUUAAUCAAUAGAGAUCAAUUUUAGAGUCAUAUAUAGAGCAAAUAUCACUUGUGUGGUCUGAAACAUUCUUACACUGAAUCAUGUAUUGCUCACAGAACUGUGGCAGACAUGAGGUUCUGUAUCUGCAGACCAACAAAUACAGGCAACAAAAGUUCAUCCUGAGUUAAAAGCAGUCGUUUAAAAUUUAAGUAGAACAAACAAGUCUGAAGAACAGAAGAACAUGACGUAGUUCCUGCAUUAAACUUCAAGAUUUUCCUUUUUGAAGUUUACUGAAUUUACAAAUGAGGUUCGGGGACACUCAUGAGCUCCUGUCAGAGUGUUAAGAGUCAUUCAGUGUGACUGUGUGGAAAAACGGAGCUGCUUGACUGUUGUUUGUUGUGAAGUCGAGGUGUCACUGAUCACCACCUGGCAGAGGGUUGUAUCAGGUGGUGGAUAACACAGGAGGACAGGCCAGGUGAACCCAAACAUGAAAUGAAGGUGACCUCAGGCUACGUCCACAACUUUAGAUUUUUAUAUGACAAAAUUCAUCAGGCUGAUAAAGCUGCUAGAAGUGAGUACAGUACAAGUUUUAGCUUUCAAGUAACUUAUAAGUAUUAGCUUUUAGUCAAAGUGUUUUUCUCUGAACCUCCUAACUUGAAAGUUUUCAAACUGGAACAGAGUCAGCAUUGUUUCCUGAAGUUUCCCUUUAAGGAGCUGAAAACUGAUGAAUCAGAACUCUGAGUUAAAAUGACCCGAUGAACUGUGUUGUUAUUGUUUUGACUCCUGGAGUAAUUAUAGUUUAGGCUACAAACCGAUGACAUUAAUAGUCAUCUAAGAAGAAGUUAGAAUAAAGGAAUGAUUCAAAGUGAUAAAAAUGACAUGUCAUGUCUGAUUUUACAGACAGUAGGCAGUUAUUGACCUGUUAUCAUCACGUCUGGCUGCCUGCGGUGAAUUCAUAAACACACAGACAGACCCAACACGGCAUCAGUCAAACAAUGACCGAGUUCAGCUCAGGAUGUUUACUACUGACUGCUGGUGUUUGACUUUCUCUGCUACUCUGCAGCUGUAAGUGACUAACAACAUGCCUGUUUAGCUAAGAGGAUCAUAUAUCAGACCGGCUCGAAGUCUCCUCGGUUGCAGCAGAUCUGUCACCGGUCGGAUCAGCACAAAUACCCCACUGCAGAAAUGACACAAAAACUCUCUCUCAGUGUGCCGCUCCCUCUUCCUCCUCUUGUUGUGUCUGGCACCGAAUCUUUAUCUUUGUCAGCUUAAUUCUAAUCUGCAGGUCUGUCUAACUAAUGUUUUUUUUAUCAGUCUGUCUCGCUGUCUCUGCAGUUGAGCAGAAAAUGAGCCCUCGGCAUGAAUAAAAGCAGGAUUAAAUAGAGGUUGUAAAGUAAUGGGCUGUGUCGCCCUAAAACUGAAAAGCAUCUUAGCCUCGAGAGCAGAAUUGUAACAUGGUUGAAUCAAACAUUUCAUAAUGGCGUACACAACUUAUGCAAUUCAUGUAUGUUUAUAAUGUACACAUAAAACUUGCCAAAGACAUAAUAAACAGAGACCUGUAGUUUAUGUUUGAUCGUCAAAGUGUGUGUUUGCGGUUUUAACAUGUUCUCCUCUUGACUCGACUCCACAGAGGCCGACGACAGGGACAUGAGCUGUGUGAUCUCCAGCUUGGUGCAGGUGAUGUGCGACCCCCACUGUCGAACCCAGCAUGGUUUCCAGAGUCUGGUGCAGAAGGAGUGGAUCAUGGCCGGCCACCGCUUCUACAGCCGGAUCAACUACCACAGGGAUAACGACAAGGAGGAGGUGAGAGGACAAACUGCAGACAUUCAGAUCUGUUAAUUCUGAGAAAAAAGGUUUAGAAGCCACUUGCAAAGGUAUCAUGUUGUAUUUCCCCGUGUUCAGCCUUCAAUUGUUUUAUUUUAUAGCAUUGCUUUUAAAGCGCACCUGUAACAGAAAUAGCAUGUUUGCUUACUCACUCACUUCCCCCCUCCAGGCUCCAGUCUUCCUGCUCUUCCUGGACUGUGUUUGGCAGCUGCUGUCCCAGUACCCCUCUCGCUUCCAGCUGACAGACGACUUCCUGUUGGCUUUGCACGACAGCAUCCACCUGCCACUCUUCUCCAGCUUCCUGGCCAACUGCCAGCGAGAGAGAUGCAAACGCUCCCAGGUAAUGCUCACCUGAGAGGGAUUUGGCAUCUCAUGCCUCAUUACAGGACUUUGAGGGGGGCUAAUUGCUGUCCAGGGAGAUGUUUGAUUAGAAUAAGAUAAUGCAUUAUCACAUCAUAAGUAGUAGAUUUACAUAAACGUAGUAGAUUUACAACAGAGUACCUUUGCUGUGAUCUGCUCUUCACAGCAUCUCGGUCAGUCCUACACACCUGUCAACGGCUGGAGAGACAUGCUUCAUCCGGACUCUUCCUCCGAUCCAUCUGACCCCCCUCUCCCCCCAGUCUGGGACUGGGCCCUGCAGUACAGCAAGUCCAAACAAGACCGUUUCACCCAACCCAUCCCCCCAAUCCCUCCACUGCAACCGCUGCUCAACGGCAACCUCAACACCAACCCAGACACACACAGGGUGAGUGAGGCUGUUCGCUCUCCAGUGAUACAACACACCCUCUAGUGGUCAUGCAAGAGACUCUGAAUUUAAAACUCUGCAUCUUAAGACACGUUGACUUUAUUGAAUUAUUGUUGCUAUGUUUCAAAUGUGUGUCAUAAAAAAAAGUCACCUCACUUGUACAAAAUUAUUAUGAUGUUAGAUUGUUGUUACGCUCUUGCUGCACCAUUUUGCUUGUAUGACGUCUGGAGCUGUUCUCAGUAAGAUGAGCUCAGUAUAAGUGAAGAGUACAGUAAUGAAGAAGUUACCCUCAGAACAAUCAGGGAGGGAAGAAGGCAAGUGUGGAGCUUAAAGGAUGGUUUCUCUACUGCUUAUCAAUAUUAACUCAGAGAAGCAGUUGGCUGGAGGUGGGGGGGUAAAUACCGAGGUAUUAACACCGUGUUGACCAGCUGCUCCUUUCAGAAGUGGGCAGCUGUAAGCACAGCUGUUCACACCUGGCUGAAUCGUGUGUCUCCUAAUGCCUCUGCAGUAAUCAGAGGUGAUGGAAUCUCACCGUAAAGCUCCAUAUGCAAAUAAACACAGAGGCUGUUUACACUCAUUAGCCUCUGAAACUGAAGAUAACUAUGAAUGAGUGAAGCACAGAGAGUGAGAGGGUUAUGGUCAGUGGUACAGAGGAGCAGGUGAUGUCUUGUUAUACUGAGUUUAAGGUUCUUUGACAGUUUUGUAGGACAUCACAGCUGACUGGAGUCUGUUUCCUUUGACACAAAAGACAGAUGAAAAUGUAACAGUGAUGAUGGCAGCAGAGGUUUUUUUUUUUUUAGUUUAAAAUCUUUUGAGUUUUUUAAUAAUUAUCAAAUAAAUUUUAUUUAUUACAUGCUUUUACAGGUGCUCAAAGACGCUUUACAAAAAAACCCACAAUUUAAAAUACAGAAAAUUUUGAAUAAUAAGACCAACAUCAUAGAAGGUUAAAAAAGACACAAUAUGAAAAGACAAAAGAACAGAUUCACAGGUUAAAAGCCAAUUUAAAAAGGUGUGUUUUUAGUCUCGGUUGGGUUUGGGGAGUGAAUUCCAGAGGGUGGGGGCAGCAGCGGAGAAGGCCCCGUUCCCCCCUUAGUUUUUGUACUGCAUACACCUAAAUACUAAAUAUAGUGUUAUUCCAAUAAGGUCAUCAUGCCUUAAACAGAGUUCUUUUGGUUUGCACUGUUCAAAGCAACACCGUUUUUUAUUCAAUAUUUUUUCAGUGUCAUUUUGAAAAUUAGGAAUCAGGAAACAUAGAGCACAUUUACAGAUUUUGUUUAGUCCUGCUGAAGCUGCUUUCAUUACUUAGCGUGUGUGCAUCAGGCCACUGCGCCCUCUACUGGUGAUGAUAAAAUUAGCAUCCAAUCUAAAUGGACUCCAUGUGGGCUGUUGUUCAUUAUGUUGUCUUGUUGCUCACUGUAGUGAUUUAAUUCCCAUCUGUGGUGAGAGAAGUGCAGAGAAAUGACGAAGGGAACAUAAUCAAUUGAAUCAAUUAGUGUUGAAAAAGACACCAUCAGUCAGUGCUCGUUACACUUAAUGGCUUCCUGUGCAGAAGAAGACUUCAGCUUGUUACUUCAGUGUAAACUCCAGUAUUCAGGGUUCCUUUCCAGGCUUCUGUGACUUGCGCAUGCGCAUGCGUCUGCGUCGUAUGACACCCGGCCACUUCUCUCUCAUGUGACCAACUUUUUAACCCAUUUUAACCGGUUUUAAACAACUUUCGAGACUGCAUUUUAAGAGUUUGCUGGCUUUUAAGUUGAGCUUUUACUGUUUAUGGGUUUUUAUUUUAUUUUAUUUUGUUUCAUCUGUCGUAGCAGAGAGAAAGAGUGCAAGUUCCUGCAAGCCACCGUUUUUAUUUGGUUUUGAAAGGUUAUGAUCGCUUUUAACAUUUUGUUCCUUGAGCAAAGGAGUAUUGCUUUUACUGGAUUUGAUUGUCAGCAACUUUUUCUAUCACUUUUUCCCUUCAGCUCACCGACACCAUCCCCGGCUCAGUCUUCCUCCUCUCUCGAGGAACCUUCUCCUGCCCCGCUAACCUGCUUCCCUGGCGCAGCAGCGGCAGCUCAGGCGUCUACAAGAAAAGCCACCGGAGGGCAGCGUCCUCUGAGAACGUCCCCGGUCUGGAGAGGCUGCUGAAAGCUUGGGCUCUUACUGACAUUCCUCAAGGUUUCACUUCCACCUCUGGACCUCAAGGACCACUUGACCCAUAUGAGCCCCUACUGCCUCAACUCAUAGGGCCCUGCAUGGGACUGUGGAGGGAGUGCUACCUCCGAGGGGCGCUCCAUGCACAGGUAUGUUUAAAGAUUAUACAACAGUUUUCAGAUAACAGUACAAAUAAAAUAAACAGAGUAAUCUCUACAAGAGGAAUGUGGACCACGCCCUUUUGUUAGUCGAGCUCCAAGAUGUCAUUUUUCUGAUAUCUUGUUCUGUAUGUGACCGUUUGAGAAGCAGAAAAAGAAUGAGAGGAUUUGUUCUGAUUUAUGUUUUUGAUCUAAAACUAAAUCAAAGAUUAUAAAGUGAAGUUAUGAACCAUAAACACAAAAAAAUCUAUCAGACGUGGACUAUUUAAACUGUUUAUUUUGCCCCAUUAGUCACUAGUGUUUGCCAUGACCUCAGCAGAAUCAGUGAGUUUCUACCUCAGCCUUAAAGGGAUAUUCCGGUGUAAAAUUAAUUUAGGGUCAAACACACAGUAACACCGAGUUAGACAUCCCCUCGAGAGAUGAAUGUUGCCGACCGCUUGGUUCUCUAGUUAUACCAACUUAAGUAAUGACCGCAAGAUAGCAAUACACAGCGGUCUGAGGAGCUUCCUGUUCUUCCUUGAGCUGCGUCACCCCGCUGUAGUCCGUUAUGGACUGGCCCGAGGUCUCACUACAAACAAGCGGCUGCAGGAAGAGAGUAGGUGAGUUGUGUUUAGUCUCUUUGCUAAAAAAAUGAGUCAAAGUUAAAAAGAUGUUUGGUGGCUAGUACUUUUUCUGGGACCCUGUAUGUACUGUUGAUGAAGUUAGAUGCUGCAACAUUCAACAAGCGGUCGGCAACAUUCAUCUCUCGAGGGGGUGUCUAACUCUGUGUUUUGGUGAAGUUGAUUUUAUGCCAGAAUAUCCCUUUAAGGAUGGCGAAAAGUGAAAUCAUUUCACAUUUGAAGUAGUAAAACUAAAAGGACAGAUUUGAGGGCAGACAUAAAUCAGCACCUUUAUUUUGAUAAACUGAUGCGUCAGACGGGCCGCCCUGGUCAUCAUUUGCUGUGUCUACGUUCUGAUGUGUCACAGGAUCAUGUGGGCGACAUCCUCAACAAACGCUUGACUUAAUUUUGGUCCCCCACGCUUCCGGUAGUUCUCCACAGAUUUUCCACAUUCAGGCUCAUCACUUUUCCAUGUUGCGUCCUCACACAGUAAGACGCUGCUGUAAUCAGAGCUGUCUGAGCGCUGAUGAUGUCUCUCAGUAUAAAUGUGAAACACUCUUCAGCAGUGUGUCUGCAGUGUCCCCAUGGUGACGGUGAGAAUAGUGGAGGCCUGUGUGGGUGGAUGCAGUUUGUCUAUUUUAGAUAAACUGCAGAGGAAAAAGCAAAACACUGACUCAGGUUAGUGUUGAGAGAUUGGAAUACAUCCUCUGCCUUUUCCACAACAGUUUCCAACCAUGAAGCAACCCUCCAAAAAUCCCUUUUCUCUCAUAAUAACUUUGAACUUUAGCUGGACACAUGCUCAGUUUUUAUAGUGAAUACCUGUCAGGCUGAGAUUUGACCACGUUUCUCCCCUUCAAGGCAUUCUCCCAUCCAAUCUCUGCAAACCACCUCCACCCUGUCGAGCGACUCGCCCGGGAGGUGCAGCAGCUCAAAGACAAAAUCGCAGAAGUCUCCACAGGCCGGGAUUCAAACCCAACCACCAAGAUAAGAGACCCGCGGAGAACCGACACCAACCUGAACCAAAACACCAACAACGGCACCUUCCUCUUCCCAGCACAGAGGCCUCAGAGCGCCACCAUGCCCAGAUCGGCGCCCCCUAUUACCUCCACCAACCACCACACCUCCAGGGGCACUCCGCCCUCCUCAGCUCCUCCAUCGAGUAACAAACACACCUUCCUGUUCGGGCACACUUCAGUCGCAGAGGCCCGGCCUGACCAGCGUUAUUACCCGACACCCAACAACGCCAAGCUGCCUAAGAACAGCGGGUCCUCCGUCUCUUCCUGAGGUCGGCUGCUCCUCUGAACUGUUCCGAUCCAGACCGCUCCACCCUUUAACCCGGGUACUAAAACACCACCUGCCUGCACAGUGUGAUCGAACGACACGACUGACUACAAGGCGAUGAGAAACUUUAAGGGAAACGCGACAGAGUAAAGAAAUUAGUGCAAGAGUUCUCGACUCGAAAACUUAUCGUCCGUACUGUAAUAAAAAUGUGACAACUGUUUUGUAUAUUUGUAAAGAAAGAAAUCACAGUAUUCAAUUUACCGCUAAUGAAAUACUCAACAACAUAAAGGGCUGUAGAUGCUUAAUAAUGUAAACAACUGACACUCAGAGUGUCUUAUAAUGCAGUAGACUCCUUUUAGAAACAGCACGUCACCCUUUAAGAUGUAAGGAAGGCUUGUGCUCCUCUUUUUAGCUUCUUAUCAAGAGCAGGAUGAAGAUAGUGGAGCGAUGAAGCGAUUCUGAAGAGCACUUUGACAGAAAACACGGCAGGAAAAACACGGAAACAUAUCUGCCCUGACCUCCGUGUUCAUCAGGCUGCAUAUCUCAAGAGGACUUUCUCUUACCUACCAGCUCUUCACGUAUUUAUUAUGUCAUGCUUAUCUGCAAAAAACAAACAAACAAACAAACAUGGACUCUGUUGUUUUUGUAUCCGAGCUUCAAAUGGAGGAAAAAGAGAAUAAUGUGGUGAAAAUGAUCCUUUGUGGAAAGCGUCAUUUUUGAACCUCGGCUCUGUGACCAGUGGCUUUAUUUUGGAAUUUAGGGCAUGAGAGCUAUUUUGGUACUGCUCUCAUAUCUCUGCACUCUCAUGCAUGAUGGGAGCGGCGAGAGGCCCGGAUUCCCUUCAGUUCAGAGUGUUCGCCUGUGUGGGUCUGGAUCAUGAUUUCAGGGCUUCAGUAUUAUCAUCUUAUCUAAGCUUUCCUCUUUAUUCCAAGUAUCUCUGAUCGUUACUGGUCAGUAUUUGAUGUCAUACAUGUAGAUAAAUGUGAUUUCUGAAACGUUUGACCAAAUUUAGUAUUAUUUCAUGAAUCCUCCGUAUUAUUUAUGAUGGAAUUAAAAGAUGGAUAACUAUUCUGCCUUUUUAUUGCCGUACCUUGUGAAGGGAAGCUGAUUUUUUCUUUUCCUUUUAAUCUCUCUCUCUUUUUCUCCCCGCUGGUGCUGUGUUAGUAUGCUGCCAGCAUUUAGGUCAAGGACUUGGAAGUGUCUGACUGUAUUUGAAACACAAAGGGAAAAAAAAAAAAUCUGCUGCUGCUGCUGCGCCUUUAAAUCCAAACAGGUUGUCGUUGGCAUGAUGUGGGUGUCAAGUGGAUGAACUGGCAUCUUUCCUGCACACGGAUGAAACUGCACCGUUUUGCUUCUGCGUUUUCCUCCUUUUUUUAGUCGGAGGGAUAAACUGAUGCAGACCUUCUCUUAUGUCCAAAGGUACCUCACUUGAUAGCACUAUGAAUUAUUCAUCGUUGUAAAUAUUCAUUACGUCAAUAUCAAGGCACAUCGAUAUGAGAGCUUCAUCAUCUUUGUCCUGUUACAACGAAAAACAAAACCCUAAUUUGAUCAUCCUCUGCACCUGUCACUCUGUAUGCUUGUAUUAUUUAAUGUUUUUGGUACGAUCAUUGCUUCAUUUGCCAGAUGUACAUAUUUUUUUUUUGUAUCAGCAUGUUUUGAUCCUGCUCAAUAAAAAAACAAGUGUUAUUAUCCGAAUCAUGGACAUGACUAAUUCCUCUCAAACACAGCUCACAAACUUUAUUUUCUAACAAAAUAAAUAUGUACAUAUGAUCUGGGACACUUAAAAAGUAGCAUGGCACUGUACAGUACAAUUCAAAUCCAGCCGUCCUGCAUGAUAUGUACAGUUAGAGUAAAACAAUCCAAGAAUCAUGUGCAAAAUGCUCGAUGCUUUCACAAGAAAAGGUACAAAUGUAGGCGCUGAACAAGGAAACGCUUCAAAUACAAAAUAUUGACCGCACAGUUAAAGCUCUCAAACUUCAUAUUCAGUCGCAUGAAAUGCUUUAAUUUCGAUGUUAGAAAACCUGCAUGCUGUUAAAAAUACGAAUGCAGUGAUUUUCUAAAUCAGUAUAUUUUACAACAACUUCUCUCUCCCACAUUUUCAUCGUAGCGUGCAACUUCUUUUCUGCUUCUGAUACCAGGAUCUGAGUACUGGCUGAUACUGAGUUCCCCUCUGAUACCAGAUUUAUAAAAAAAACACAUUAUACUUCGAAUUGCUGAGUCCAUACUGUGAGGACAUGAUGCACGAUAUGCCUCAAUACGCUCUAAAAAUCUGAACUUAAAAAUGAGCUGCAGCAGCUCAGCUCUCAGCCCCUCUUACAUUCUUAAAGAGAAUCCUAAAAACACUGAUUUUGAGCGUGAAACUGCUUUAUUUUCAAUACAGCAUUCAUUCAUUUACCAGGUGAGAAAACACAGCUGACAUCUUCUGGCUUUGCCUGAAGUUACACUCUGUUUGUAGUUCACUGCUGCUACAAUUCUUCUUUGCAGCUCCAACACUGCAGCUCCUCGGCGUACUCGCCAAACCCAACAGCUCAGUUUAGACCGACAUGGAGACCGUUUUGAUAUCAUCAUCAGCAGGACAUGUUUUCAACCAUUUGGCACUUCAGACCGAUCAGUGUUUUGUCAUGCAUUCUGACGAGUUUCAUCUGAUAACAGCUCACAGACAGAGUAAUGCAGUUGCAGUCCGUGUCGUCAUGUAGCUGUCAUGGCAGUGGCGGCGCAUCCAAACUAAAAAAAAAACAAAAAAAACAAAAGUCUCUCUGAAGGACGAGCUCCAGCUUCAGCCCCAUCGACUCCCGUGCUCCUUCCCCGUGAACUGCUGCUGCUGCAGGAUGCCGUCGGGCCCGUAGAAGUACCCGGAGGACGACGGGGGGAGGCCUCCGAGCUGACGGAUGGACUUGCACAUGGGGCAGGGGUAGUCGGACAGGCCCUCGAUGUCCUCGAACGCCAGGUUGACGAUCUGGUCGCAGCAGGGGUCGCAGUAGAGGUGCCCGCAGGAGAGGCGCUUCAGCCGGGCCUCGUAGGAGAUGCAGCACUGACAGUGAGGAAGGUCAGGGCCCAGAGACAGAGAGCCGGUCAGGGAGCUGCUCUCCAGGCUGCCGCCAUGACUGGAGCUCUGCUUAGUGGGAGACCUGAGGAGAACUAAACAUGUGAGUGGGAGAUCUAUUUUUACAGAGAAUAAGUCAUGUGAUUUGACAGUUUUCAAACAAGACUUAAUCUCGUCCUUUUUAUGUCUCACAUCACUGUGAAUAAAAGAUGUUUAACUUUGGGACUAAAGCUAUUUUAAGAGCUCCUCGUUGGCUCAUUGAGAGUUUGAUUGGUGUUUAAAGCCUUUUUUUCCCUCUGAAUAAACCAAUCCAUCAUGAAAGUACUCGUCCUGAAGUGACCGGGUCCAUAAAUCAGCUGAUAAGAACUGAGCGCAGAGCCUGGGAACCAGAAAAUCUGCACUCUCAGGUCUUAUCAUACCACGCAGAUUUGAUUUGGUCACUCUGUCAAAAAGCAGUUUUGGGUCUAAAAGCCUCUGAAAGACUUUUUAAACCAUGAGGGAACUAAGUAAGUAGAUGGGGUGAAGCCUUGGAGCUAGUUCAGGCAGGCAACUUAAGGUGCUCUGAUUCCACACAUAACAUAUCAGUCUUAUUAUGCUGUAGGGUUAACUGAACUCAGUGUCUGCAGAUUGAUUUGACUCAAAAUGACGGUGAAAUUUUGCACAAUUUGUCUGAAUUUGUUGAUUUUUUGUGAAUCAUUUGAACUCUGAAUCAUAUUGUUACAAAAGAGAAGCAGAAGAGCCAAAAUGCGACCGAAACUAAUGAUUAUUUUCAUCUCUGACUCAUCCGUCUUUUGUUUUCUUGUCUUAUCGUUUUGUUGAUUCAGUGCCAGAGACAUUGCGAGAAUGUCAAAUGUCCACUUUUUGCCGUCUGGGUUGACAAACGAUUAUUGCAGUUAAAGAAAUGGUCAAAUAAGCCAGUUAUGUUUCUGUUUGAGGGUAAGAAUACAGCCGUGAAAAAAAGAGUGACGGAUUUUCUGUUGCACUUUGUACACAUUUCUGUUGUUUGUGAUCAGAUCUGUUCCAGUGAAUAAAAAUAAACAGGUAAAACAAGAUUUAAGGUGAGUUCCUGGAGGGUGGAGCUCAUGGGAUUGCUUCAUCGCUUUAACUGCUGACUUAAAAUGGAGACUGAGGGUUCAGAUUUGUAACCUGGACCAUGAGGGACCAGGGCUGUUGCUUUAUUAAUGGAGGCACCUGUAACGCUGGAGCUGAUCAGACAUGAGAAUUAUGCUAAUUUAUGAAACCACAGAGACGUUUAAAGUGUGAGGAAAUCCUUCAAUUUUGACUGAAAAUUUUAGAUUCACAGGUUUGUGACACAAAAUGGACUUGAGGGAGGAAAAGCUGCGUGAAGUGAGAGCAAACAGUGAGUCAGGAAACCUGUUGUCAUAACAACAGAGAGGAGAAGGUGUCUUUAUUUCUGUAUUUCCCUCACUGGACCCACAUAUACAGACUUAAAUCACAAUUAGGCGUUUCACAGUGUAGGUUGUGAUAAUUUGUUGUGUAUAUUUUAAGUAAUUAAGACUGAAAAUUAGGCGGGAAAAUGCUUUUAAAAUUGGAGAACUUGAUUGUUUGUGCUAAAAGAGGAACUAAAAGAGGCUUCAGCUGCUUUAAGGUGAUGAAAUUGGGGUUCUAUUGGAGCCUCACUCACCUUGUCGACGAUGAAUCUUUGAAGCAGUCGAAGCUGAGGGCUGCGAGGAUCCUCCACAGCAGGUCCAUGCCGGUUCCUCUCAUUUUAGAAUCCAGAUUUCAGAGACCUGCUCUCGGACCUGCCUCAUAUUUGAGGAACCACGACUGACCGCUGCUCGGCUCUCUGUUGUCUUUUCAAUUCAGGACAAAACACACACACACACAAAAACACGCACACCAAAAAAACCUGCACCACCCCCCUCCCACGCCACGUUAUUAAAUAUGCGAGAGGAAAGGAUGAACCACCAUCUUCAUCUUCAUCCUCCUCCUCAUCCUCUGGCAUGUGAAGGCUCGUGAACGCAGCUCGUCUCUCGUGUCGUGUCGUGUUUCAGGACGUUUCGAUGUUUCCUCUCCGUCGUGUUUCUCCGCAGCAGCAGCAGCAGUCACAGCAGUCACAGUGUAGUUACACCGUGUGUCCACAGGGCGUCGCUGCUGAGC